GGAUAUGAAAUACGACUCACAAUUUAACGCUGAGUUCUUCAAAAUUGAAGCGACAGAAUUUUUCCUGGAAAUUGAUGCUGAAAUCAACUCGAAAGGUCGAGGAUUUUUUUACUACACCCCGGGCGCUGGAGUGAAUGAGAGCGAUGGCGGAUCUGGCGCUAGCCACGCAACCUUUGGAGGAACGAGAGAUAACUGGAAGCAGGGAACAACAUACGGGUCCUUAUAUGAACCUAUUACUGCUGGAAGUCGUGGAGGAGUGGGACCUAGUGGUGUGCUUGGCGCUCGUGGUGGCGGGGUAAUGAGGAUCAUUAUUGGACAUUCAUUUCAUUUAGAUGGUGUCGUUAAUGUGGAUGCAGAUAAUGCAAAAGAAAAUUCUGGUGAGUUUUCAUUUUUAUGUCUGAGAACAUGCGCAAGAACCGGUUAAUUCUAUUCUAUUUUCGAAACUUAUGAUGCCAAAUAGUACUCUUUCUCUUCAUUUGAACCUGCAGGACCAAUAUGAAUAAACCGUAAACCAAUGGACCUAUUACCUAAUGAACAAAAUUUUAAUUUGGACAAGUCUAGACAAAAAUUUUAUCACAGCUUGAAAGAGCAUCACAAAAUUAGUAAUAUUCCGACGUUUCAUUGCGAAAUGUUGUAAAAUGCGGAUAAUAUAGCCCUGCGAAGUUUGCCGUUUUUCAGUCAUUUUGUAUUACGCACGGGAAAUUGAUACCUUUUUUCAGAAAGCGGUAUCAAUUUCCCGUGCGUAAUACAAAAUGACUGAAAAACGGCAAACUUCGCAGUGCUAUAUUAUAUUAUCCGCAUUUUACAACAUUUCGCAACGAAAGUACGGAAAAUUACUAAUUUUGUGAUGCUCUUUCAAGCUGUGGUGAAAUGUUUGUCUAGACUUGUCUAGAUCAAAAUUUUGUUCAUUAGGUAUUAAAUAGGUCCAUUAAUGUCGCAGUUUGUUGGCAUUGUUCUGCCAAAAUUAUGCAUUGAUGAGCGCAGGUGUAUCAUACACAUAAACGCAGCGUGCGCAUAAACAAUGUAAUGAAUAAUCUUUAUAGUGUAAUUUUGCCUAAGCUAGUAAAUGUUUCCGCUCUCUUUUCUCAGGCAAUGGCGGAGGAAGUGGAGGUAGCGUUUGGAUUUCAACAAACUACUUCAAAGGGCAUGGCAAAAUAACUAGCCGUGGAGGUCUCGGUAACACAUAUGGUUCAGCAUUAGGGGGUAGUGGCGCAGGGGGGCGAAUUUCCGUACAUAUGAGAAAAGAAGACGAGUUCCGGGGUACAUAUUCCGUGUUUGGUGGAUUGGGCGAUGGUUCCAGGCAUGGAGGACCCGGCACUGUUUACGUAGAGGAAUCAAGAGAUAUAUACAUUCACAGUAGAUUGUAUAUUGAUAAUAAUAACGCCGUACCAGUUAAGGAGUUUGUGUUAAAUGAAAGGAACCCUCGUGAAGAUAAUCAUAAACGUGUUGAUGGUGUGCUGACAGAUUAUCAUUUUGAUGAAGUUAUGGUUCUUAAUCAGGUUCGCAGCCAAUUUUUCAUAGACAAGAUGAAGUUUGUUAUAGCGAUAUGAAACACAAAAAAUGUUUGACGUACUGUCCGUCGUUUUAGCAUGCGUUGAGAUGUUUUAAAAUCACAAGGAGAAACGACUUAUAUAUGUGGAUUAUGUAUGUUAUAGAAUGAUUAAACAUUAUUGAAGAGAAAUUGAAGGCAAAUUUGCAAAUAAGUAAAAUAAAUUUAUUGUUCAUUAGAACAUUUCUUGGAUACCAAGAAGUUAAAGGACAUCCAUUUUAUUUCUUUUAGGCCAUAUUUAAAAUUAAAACACUGUCUCAAAAUGAAACCUUCUAUCCGUCUGUAUAUAUUGGUUUGAUGUAUGGAGAUGGCUCCCCACUUAUUCAUGUUCAAUCUAACCAAACUUUCUAUAUGGAGUAUCAGAAAGCUACCAGCAAGAGAUCAAACCCCAAGGUCAACUUCCUUAUAGAAGAACACGGGGACUUAAUCACGGUCAACGAUCUUCGUAUUAGCGGAGACAAGACCCCGGCGAUUGAUCUACGUGGUACACUCAGGGGCGUUAUCAAAUUUACAUUGAGUACCUCCAAAGUUUGCCUCGUCAGCAAAACUGGUUCGAUCACCGUUGGAAUACUUCGUGAGAACUCGUCGGCUGUCGCCAUUAAUCUCGGGAUGUUGACUUUAGAAUACAAUGCAAAUUUGGUGUUUACCGAGGGUGGAGAAUUGGAUAUUGGGUAUUUUACCAUGCGUCAAAAAACACUGAUGUUAGCAAAAUAUUUCUACAUUAAAUCUACAGCGAUUGAUAUCGAAGGCGAAGGAAAGAUAAGCACAACCGCUCGAAGUAAAGAUCCAGGCCUGGGAACCGGGGAUUAUAUUGAAGGGUCAGGUUCUGGCGGUGGUCACGGGGGGUAUGGAGGGCUUCAUGAAGAUAAAGGAGGUGGUAAUCCAUAUGGAUCCUAUAGUGAACCUACACAUCCUGGGAGUAAGGGUGGAGGUAUUCAAGGCGGGCGUGGUGGAAGUGUUAUUAAGGUAGAUUUUAAUUCUCUAUUUAUUUACUUGAGUGUAUAAGAACAACCAAGCUAAUUAAUAAUUGAACAAUCAAGCCACUCAGGCAUGUGAGUGAAACGUGAGACAGCCAAGUCAGUGAAUUUCUAAUCAUCAUAAAGUCUUUAAACCUGUUCCUCCUCUUUGGGAAGAGCUGAAUAGCCUCUUACACUCUGGAAAACGGUCGACUAGUAAACGACUAGUGAUAACUUUGUUCUGUUUAGAUCUUACUUCUUCUAAAUGAUAUUUUGUGUCCAUACUGUUUACGGGAAAGCAAACUGGUGAUUAUACUUUACAACGCAAUUCCAAGUGUAUCUACACGGAAAAAAUUUAAAAUGUUUCACCACAAUGGGAUCGAAUCCGUGAGCCCAACGCUAUGCCAACUGAUCUCGAGGUCAGGACGAUUGAACUACACGCCUAUAAACGCUGAGCCCACUGUUUAACAGGAUUGAACAAUGUUUUGCUGCCCACGUUCUUCACACUAGCUUGUCAACAAUGUUGAACAAUAUUGUUGAGCCUGAAUCGGUGUAACAAUAUUGUUCAAUAUUGUUAACAACUGUGAACAAUGUGGGCAGCAAAGCAUUAUUCAAUCCUGUUUUCAUCAAUAUUGCAACAAUUAACGUGAUUGUUUUUAGCCGUGUAGGUGAUAUUAGAUCGUUUGAGCGACACAACGAAGUACGAAGACGUAGCUACUUUUUGCUCAUCUGCCCGAAUUAUCUUGUUCACACCGAGUUCAAUGCUUGUUGCUCACCUUGUCUUCCCGUUACAUGUCUCGUUGUUUAUGAAUAAUGACCCGAAUCCUUACUUUGACACAAAAACAGCUAGACAUGAAUCUAUAGCUUGUCUUCGUUGAAGAGUUGCAUUAUGUGCAAGAUAAUGCGCCAACGAACAAAAAUUGUCAAUACGUUUUCAUCGUCGUAAUUCGCUCUCUUGUUCAAACUCUCGAAUGAGCGGCUUGCUAGGUGUGCCACCACUCGGAGUAGCAUUGUAACCUAAAACAGUUUACACUGGUUCUGAACAUGAUAUAUUUCUUUCCUUUCAUCGUUUUAAUGACUAGAUUGAAUGUGGUCAUUUUCUUCAUCUUGACGGCGUGAUUGACAACAAUGGUGGAAACGCUUUAAGUCAAGGAAGCGGUGGUGGCAGUGGUGGAAGCAUUUUUAUCAAAACGUUGAUGUUCUCCGGUCAUGGAAGUAUUCAAGUGAGUGGAGGAGAUGGCCAGGGGAGCGGCGGCGGAGGCGCUGGAGGAAGAUUGGCAGUCCAUGUCUCGUGGUUAAGAGAAUAUGCAGGUAAGAAGGCCUUUAUCCUUUGAAGCUUUAACUCAUUUCCCACUAGACGAAUUUGUUCGCGCGAAGCGAAGCGAAAAACAAAUAUUGGCAAUGUGAUUGGUCAGCGAUUCACUGUUCACGAUUCCGCAGAAUUGUAUUUAAGAAAUGGCCGUUUUCAAUGGUUAACGUUGUCGAAGUUUUUGGCGAGUUUCGUUGAAUAACUGACAGAAAUUAUCUUAAAUUGCGGACAACUAAAAUUCAGAAGCAUGAAAUAGAACACAUUAAAUUCUACCUCUAGAACAGGCCUUAGCCACGAAUUUAACUCCAUGAUAGUUGUAAGUAUUAAGCAGUGAAACUAGCCAGCAUGUUUCAAUGAAGCUUUAUCUAUCUAUCUUUUGCAACACAAGGUAAAAAUAUCAACAUAAGAAUCUUCCGUAUGUUAGAUGUAUAUUCACAUGGUUAUAUUUAUAUUCUCCAGGUACGUAUUUGGCUCUGGGCGGCCUUGGUAAUCCUGCGGGUGCAUGUGGAACAAUUUAUUACACAGAUACGAACAAAGGACUCUCACAUCGACCUUUCACUAUUGAUGAACAUAAUAAUACCGUGUUUGGCGAAGGAUUUACCAAACUUAUCCUCGAUAAUCAAAACAGAAAUAAACAUAUACCCACAUUAAUUGAAAAAGUAGUUGAAAAAUAUUACGAAGUUGACGAGUUAGAAAUACGAAAUCACGUGGUAUUAUGGAUUCAUGGAGAAAACGCUACGUUGGUAGCACAUAAAUUUUCUGGCGACAAAACAGGUUUGGUCCAUUUACGCCCCACACAAAAGAUGUUCGUUGAAGUAGUUGAAUCCGAAAAAGGUUACUCAAUAGCGCCUGUGAGCUACAAAAUUGAUUCACGUUCAGAAAUUACGUUUCCCUCAACACUUACACUGCUCGGUACACGUUCCACGUUUGAUGGCUUUAUUAUUGGUGUUCACCAACUUUACAUCGCUGAGAGUGCUAGCGUCACCUUCGCGUCAACUUCACAAACUGGUAUACGAGAGAAUGGAACAUUUACGUUUAUUACAACCCCUGGAAAUAUUACGUUUGGUACUUUAAUCGUGCAACGUGGUUCUCUGGUUUCCUUUUCCCGAAUAAACGACACCUUGAUUUUAACUGCAGGAAUAUUUCGUGUAAAGUACGAGGGAGAAGUGCGUAUUAAUCACGGGGACAUUGAUUCAUCUUGGGCUUGGGUCGAGAGCCGUGGCAAGGUGCUUUUGGAAGGAACUGGGUAUGGUAGUGAAUCUGGACCUGGGAGAGGUACUACCUCAUCACAGAUUGGUACUGGAGCUGGUCAUGGUGGUGAGGGUGGAUCAAAUGAGUAUCGUACUGGGAGGUGGUAUGGAUCUAUACUUAGACCUGAUCAUUUAGGUAGUGGUGGUGGAAAUGGUCGUGGUACUGGAGGACGCGGAGGUGGGUCCUUACACUGGCGUAUUGGACAGACUUUAGAACUGGAUGGUCUCGUGUCAAUGAAAGGAAUCGAUGGUACUGGAAGUGACUCUGGUGGAGGAAGUGGGGGAAGUUUAUUGAUAGAGUGUACAAAUAUAACUGGAUAUGGAACAGUGAAUGUGAUUGGAGGAUCAGGCACCGGUCAAGGAGGAGGAGGUGCAGGUGGUAGAGUUGCAAUCCAUGUUCGAUUUAAACACAAGUUCGCAGGGAUAUAUGAAGCAUAUGGUGGAUCAGGUGGAGUAUAUGGUGCUGCAGGGACGGUCUACGUUGAGGAGACUGCACGCGGUCCCCAGUAUGCUGAUAUCAAAUAUAAUAUAGAAACAAACAGGACUGAAAGUGUGUCAACACACAGGUUCAUUAUGGUUGACAACUGGGAUAAAAAAACUACAUUCUCAACAAGUCUAGUGGAGUACAGUAGUGAAUAUUACGAGUUUGAUGAAAUGUUUUUAACGCGUUAUGCAAAUCUACAGAUUGACCAUCCUCUAAAUUCCCCUAACGUUACUGUUGUCGCACAUCGUUUUAUUGGCGACGGAACUGGACGAGUUCACAUGCGCAAAAAUCAGACAAUUUAUGUGGAAGUUGUUGAGUCGAUGACGAAUGAAACUACAGCUCCAUGUAGCUUUAAAAUUGACCAAGGCGCUGAAAUUGUGUUCCCCUCAAAGGUAUACAUUUACGGAACACGUACGGAAAUUAACGGUAGGAUUACGGGUAUUCACGAUCUCAUUAUUGCUCUUGGUGGUGUCAUUGAAUUUUCGUCCACAGCUCAGACCGCGAUAGUUGAGAAUAGAGAAUAUUUGAGGAUUGAUAAAAAUGGCAACUUUUCCUUUGGCUCUGUUCUGGUAAAACGUGGUUCAAAAAUUGUGUUCAAGAAGGUCAAUAAUACAUUGAUACUCAAUAGUGGGUUGUUUAGAGUUAAGUAUAAAGGCUUGAUGAUACUAAAUCAUGGUAUUUUACGGAGUUCGUUUGCUUGGGUAGAAAGCCAAGGUGUAUUGAUGCUUGAUGGUACGGGCUUUCCAGAGGAGCAAGGACCAGGUAAGGGAGUGACUAGAAAUGGUGUUGCUGGUGGGGCAGGUCAUGGCGGUGAAGGUGCUGGUGUUAGUGGUGGGUUGCCGUAUGAUUCUGUUUAUGCACCCCAUGUUCCUGGCAGUGGUGGUGGCAUAGGUCAAGGUGUGGGUGGUGCUGGAGGAGGGAGCCUGUUAUGGGAGGUUGGAAAAUUCUUACAGAUAAAUGGUUUGAUAUCUGCGAAUGGUUUAGACGGUAGUGGUGUUCAUGCUGGUGGUGGGAGCGGUGGAAGUAUUUUAAUUAAGACCACAAACAUGUCAGGACAUGGUGAGAUUGCAGUUGCCGGAGGGGAAGGUAAGGGCUCUGGUGGAGCAGGAGCAGGUGGACGUGUGGGUAUACACUGUAGAUGGAGGUAUAAGUAUGGCGGAAAAUUGACGGAUCAUGGAGGACACAGUAAUAUUGGUGCUCCUGCAGGAACUAUCUACAUCGAGGAAAACUUUCGACCUUUACAGUACCGCCACCUUAAAUACUUAAAGACCACGAAUACGAGUGUAUUGGCUGUUGAUCAUAUGUACUUGCACGUGGACAAUGAAGGCUUUGACGUUGAAGGCGCGACAAUGAUAAUGGAGGAAGAUACUACUUUGUAUGAAUUUGACGAAAUGGAGCUGACAGGCUACAGCAGAUUGUUAGUGUAUCAUCCUAAUAACUCCAUAGUUAACGUGACUGUUCAUAGAUUUAUUGGUGACAAAACUGGACAGUUUCAUAUCCGAGACCGACAGAGAAUAUUUGUUGAGGUAGUAGAGUCUGUGAGCAACAAAACUGAAGCACCUUGCAGCUAUAAGAUUGACAAUGGUGGAGAAAUCAUUCUGCCUUCGGAAUUUCAUGUUCAUGGCACUCGAACAGUCAUUGAAGGACGUAUCACUGGAGUACAUCGUCUGUAUGUUUCAAGUGGCGCUGAGAUUGACUUUACUUCUACUACUCAAACAGCUUUAGUUGAAAAUUCAUCCUAUGUACUUUUAUCUGAGCCGGGGAAUUUAUCUUUCGCUGUUGUUGUGGUGAAACGAAAAGGUGACGUAGAGUUCCGUCGGGUUACAGACUUCCUCCGAUUGAAUUGCGACGAGCUUAACGUAAAAUACGAAGGCGAGAUGUCUAUUAAUCAUGGUGAGAUAUUCACGUCUUAUGGCUGGCUCGAUAGCAAAGGUGUAAUAAAUAUGGACGGAGUUGGUUUCCCCGCAGAGAAGGGACCAGGGGCAGGCAUGAAUGUCGGGGGAACUGGAAGUGGAGCUGGGUAUGGAGGUACUGGUGGACGUAACGGUGGAAAGGCGUAUGGGUCAGUGUAUACACCUAUGCAUUUGGGAAGUGGAGGAGGCAACAGCCAAGGAACGGGAGGUUCUGGGGGAGGAUACCUUAUCUGGAAAAUCAGCAAAUACCUAGAACUUAACGGUCUUCUUACAGCCAAUGGCGAAGAUGGGAAUGGUGGAAAUGCAGGUGGUGGUAGUGGUGGAAGUAUUCUCAUUGAAUCAACCAACAUGACAGGCCAUGGUGAGAUAUCCGUUUUGGGUGGUAAAGGAAAGGGUGAAGGUGGUGGUGGUGCUGGAGGACGAGUAGGGAUACAUUGUCGUUGGAGGUACACCUAUGGCGGCAUGUUUUCUGAUCAUGGGGGGCAGGGGAAUAAACGAGAACAUGGCGCACCUGCUGGUACUAUUUAUAAAGAAGAAAAUUUGAGACCUUUACAAUACCGUGAACUGAAGUACAGCAAGAGUAGGAAUACGACAUACCUAGCUGUGGAUCAUACAUAUGUUCAUAUAGAUAACGCUGGUUAUGAUGUCCCUGGAGCAACUUUGUUGAGGGAAGAGUACACUUCAGAAUAUGAGUUUGAUGAGAUGGAGUUGACCGGAAAGUCAAGAUUGCUAGUCUAUCAUCCAGAUAACGUGACGAAUAUAACUGUAAUUGUACACAGGUAAAUCAUUUAUCAUUGCUGAACUAUAGCCAACGAUUAUAUGACAUAUGUAUAAAAAAUUCAAUAAUUCAUGGUGAAAAGUGAAAGGAAAUCACUACCAUGUCGGUGGUUUUAUAUGUGAUAAAAAAAUUAAGUAAACCUUAGCUUUGGUUUUCUCGGCUUAGGCAACGUUGGUUUUCAUUAUUCAAAUUACUUCGCCAAUAAAUUCAUAAGGGGGGCGUUUUUUAAGCCAUUUAUUAAUUUUUUUAAACAUCUUAAAUGAAAGAUUAAAAUCUUGCGGUACAGCGCCAGUCUCAGUAUUUAAAAUAUAAACAACCCUCGUAUAAACAAUCAAUCAUUGUCGAUUUAUUUUUCUGUCAGAGAAGAAAUGAUACACUAUUAAUUAAUGUACACGUUAAAUGUUAUAUACUAAGCGAUUGAUUAUCGAGCCUUGUCAUGCCGUUCUAUGCAUACAAUGAACAAAGUUGUAUCGGUCUUUAAAAACGACUAUGCGAUAAACAGAAAUGCGGUUCAAAUUAUUCAAGCUAGAGGAUGUGUUCGCUAGAAACUUAUUUAUUUUGUUUUCCACCUCCUUAGGUUUAUUGGUGAUGGUACUGGACAGUUCCACAUACGAAAACACCAAAAGAUAUAUGUUGAAUAUGUUGAAUCAGAGAAUAACCGUACUGAAGCACCAUGCAGUUACUUGAUUGAUCAGUUCGGAGAACUGGUUCUUCCGUACGAAUUUCACGUACAUGGUGUGCGGACGGAAAUUCACGGCCUCAUGACAGGCGUUCAUCAUCUCUUUGUAGAAGAUAGCGGCCGCGUUCGAAUAUCGUCCACAGCGCAAACUGCUUUGCUGGAGAACCGCACUUAUAUUGACGUCACAGAACCAGGAAACACAUCAUUGGCUAAUAUCAUUGUCAAGAAAGGUGGCAUCCUCGAUCUAUUACGUAAGCAUGACGUCAUAAUUCAAGUGACGUCAAGUCUAUUUGAAAUAAAAUAUGAAGGAAAAGUGCUCAUGAAUCAUGGUGUGUUGUAUACAUCCGUUGGGGACCUGGAAACUAAAGGAGAGUUGGUGUUGGAUGGAAAAGGCCGGGAGUCUGGCACUGGAAUUGGUAAAGGUUAUCGACAUGGGAAUUAUGGCACAGGUGGAGGUCAUGGUGGGCGUGGCGGUACAAAUGGUGGUAAUCAGGGACAAGCGUAUGAUUCAGUGUUGAAACCUCUGAUGCUAGGAAGUGGUGGAGGGGCUGGACGAUAUGGAGCUGGUGGGCAAGGUUGGUACUCUAGUACUAUAAUAUUUUUAAUUAUUAUUAUAUUGUGUAUAAUAGAUGACACACCUUCAAAUGACUGACAAAAUGAAGUAUUUUGCCCGGUGUGAAGCCAUGUACGAAGGUCAUCUAACAUAAUAUUUGUGUUGUUGAAGUCUGUUUUACGAUAGAACGCCCCAUAUUUGCUGGUGUGUACAUAAAACAAAAGCUUGCAAACUCAGCAAAUGGCUAUAGAUAACAAACUAUAUGAAUAAAAGGAAAGAACAGUAGAUUGUUUUGUUUAGAAGUGAGCAUUAGUGAUGCCACGGAAUGAUGAUUUCUAUUUGUUUCCUCAAGGUGGCGGCACUCUCCGGUGGCAAGCACAAGACCACUUACACCUGGAUGGCUUGAUCACAGCUCAAGGUCAAAGUGGGAAAUCCCAAUCAGGAGGAGGUAGCGGAGGUACUGUUCUUAUUGAAGCUUUAAACAUGAGUGGACAUGGUGAGAUAAAUGUCAAUGGUGGUAAUGGGAUAUCUGGGGGUGGUGGAGGAUCUGGAGGACGUAUUGGAAUACACGUAGAUUUCAAAAAUAAGUAUGGAGGGACGUACAGGGCAGUUGGAGGAGAAGCAAGCUCCAGGACUCUUGUUGGAGGCGCAGGGACUGUAUAUAAAUAUGAAAGCAGUCGUGGCCCGCAAUAUCGUGAAAUAAAAUACAAUCCUAAUGGAAACUUCACAGACUUCAAACCUGAACAUUCAAAAUUGAAGAUCGAUAACGAAGGACGAGAUUCAGACUGGCCGGCCGUUGUUAUGGAAAAUGAAACUUUGUUCUACGAGCUUGAUGAAAUGCAAGUGGGAGGCAAGUCUCACGUGGUUUUCUAUCAUCCAAGAGGAGCACGGAAUGUCACAGUAGUCGCGCACGAAGUGACUGGGGACAAGACUGGUGUCAUAAAGAUGACAUCACGUCAAAGAUUGUUUGUAUUUAUUGUUGAAAGUACCCAUACGUACCUAGAUGUUCCCUGUGGAUUCUACAUCAGCGAGUUCUCAGAAAUUAUAUUUCCAACUGAAGUGAUACUGCGAGGGGAAACUACGACCUUGCGAGGCCGCGUUACUGGCGUAGAGAGACUGGUAAUAGAAAGAAAUGGAAAUAUACUGGUCAGUGGGACGGCUCAUACAGCUAUACUUCCGGAGCAUGCGCGAUGGUAUAAUGAUCGGCCAUUUGAUCCGUUCACCGCAGGUCAACUUGUCAUUCCCGAAAUGGUUGUGGCAAAUGAUGGUGUUCUCACUGUUGCCAUGACACCAUAUCGUGCCGAGGUCAUAGCGUCAGAUAUUGUCAUCAAAAAAGGUAGGCAUUGCCGGCCAUAGACGCGAGUUUGUGAAGGAGUAGGAGAAAAUAAACAUGGUUAGGAAAGCCGCUUCAAAAUUGUACAACACACCUUGACUGAUGCGAAAGCGCUUGUGGACGGACAAAUUUCUGUCUUCGUUUAACAAAAAUUGAAAGAUACCAAAGAGAAUGAAGCUUAAGGCUGCUAUGACUUAUUGCUUCUUUACAAACUUACAAAACAAACCCAUUGCAAAAACAUAAACCAUGAAUGGCCCAAGCUCUGUGAGUCGUGUCGAGAAAUAAUGAAAUAAUGCACAGUUUUUAUCACUUACUUGAACGUGUAUUAAUAUUUUUUUUCCCUUUACUCCGGUCAACUUUCAGUUCAAUCCUUUGAACAAGCCUUAUAUUGUGUAUCAUAUGCAUUCUAAGUAGUAGAUGAUACACAGUAUAAGGCGGUCUCAACGGAACGAGCUGAAAAUGGACGGGAGUAAAGCAAAUGAUAUAUUAAACAAUAAAUUCAACAUACUGCUGCGGAUUGAUAGUGAUUCAACGUUAUUCCCUGAAAACUACAAGCAGAUUGUUGUAUUCCUAGCUUUUAGGCAUCAUUUCAACUUAUUACUUUGUCUAUUUCUUCUAUACAUCGACCACACACAGAGCUUGGGCAACCAAUUCGUAAACGAAACCUUUCGUGGACCUUCCACAUCAAAUUAUAUUUCUAUAACUAUUUUUUAGUAAUUACUUACAGGAGUACUCCCAUGAUAUUUUUUAAAUUUCAAAAGGCGGGCUGUUCAAAGUCAACACACGUGAAAUGUUCUUUAUUUUGGACCGAAUUGUGAUUGAAAGUGGUGGGAGUCUGGACGGAGACGGUGCUGGAUAUUCUGCAACUCAAGGGCCUGGUGCUGGCUCUGGAUCUAAAGGUGGAAGUUAUGGUUCCCUUGGUGGAAACGCUGGCACUGGAAAAUACUACGGAUCCCUCUAUAUACCGCGUUAUCCAGGCAGCGGAGGUGGCGGUAGUGGUGGCGGUUCAUGGAUAAAUGUGACAGCUGGUGGAUUUGUAAGAGUCGAUGGUACAUUGAGGGUUAAUGGUGCAACCGGAUAUGGUGCCGGAAGUGGUGGUAGUUUAACCAUCACUACGUCGCUUCUGAUUGGUUAUGGGCAACUUGCAUGUCAUGGAGGUGAGAAUUUCUUAAAUGACAUAAAUGUGAGAUUAUUUGGCUAAAUUAAUAAUUGUUUCAGGUUUUAUUAAACAACUGGAUUUAGUCAGUGGUAGACCAUGAUGUUUACGAUGUUACUCUGAGUGUGCAUCCACACCGGGCAAGCUGAAAAGUUCGCCUGACCACGGUGGGAAUCGAACCCGCGACCUUCGGGAUACUAGACCACUAGCUCUACAAACUGAGCUAUGAGGUUAAGUCUGUUUGAUUUGGUGUAUUUCGGAACUGAGUCUAGUUCCGUCGGUAUCGAUGUAUUACUCAGAGUAACACCACAAACAUCAUAUUCACCCGAGUGCAUAAAACCAACGCACACAAAAAAGUAUCAUGUCUUAGAAUACAUUGAUAUCGAAGGAAUUAGUUCCGAAAUAUCACCAAUUCGAACCGACUUGACUUCGUAGGUCAGUUAGUAGAGCCUUGGACUGGUUUCCCAAAGGUCGCGUGUUCGAUUCCCACCGUGGAUGCAUGCUCAGAGUAACAUCACAAACAUAUUCACCUGAGGACAUAACACCAACAUACACAAAAAUUAUCAUGGUAGACUAUAUUUUCUCAAGUAAAAAUGAGCCACUUUUCCGUGACCUUGAACGUUGUUCAACUUAAAGAGCAUGUAAAGUCCGUUCUGCAUGUCCGUUCUGCGCAGGCCUACAUUCCAAUGGUCGGGACCCGACCAUUGCCGACCAUUGGAAUGUUAUUAAUAUUUCGCAACUUUCGAACUUUCUUGAAUUGAAUCUCUAGCCUGUAUUCAUUUAUAAGCAUAGCGAACCAGAAGAGUGUUAAAAAUUCACUAUAAUAUAUAUCUAAUCAUAUUUUACAACUAAUAGCACUGAGUUCAAAAUGUAAACAAAGCCUUUGUUUACAUUACGGACUUUACAUGGCCUUCAAGUAAAUAAUGGUAAUUGAACUGAGUGGAGUGCAAUUUGGACUGAAAUCAAACGCGUGAUUUCAGUCCAAAAUUGCACGACACGAAGUUCAAUUUCCACUUUAUUAUAUUCAUUUUGAAAUCUUAAACAUUUUUGUAAACCGGAAACGUUUUUGUUUGCAAAAGACACACCUCCGGUACCUCCCUGAGUGCUGUAGCAUAGCAACAAUAUAAAGCGAACAAGAUGAGGUUUUGUAAUUAUAUAGUUUAUACGUUCAAAAAUCUAAAUUGUUAAAGAAAUGAAGACAUUUAUAAAGAAUAAGAGACAACACAAGUAAGUUUAAAGAUAUUGUAGGUUUUACGAGUGAUUUGAAAGAGUUUUGGUGCAGUUUUGUGCAUUUAAAACUGGAAAUACGAUAGGCGAAUUUACCUUUGUUUUCCCUGAUUUAAAUUUGCUUUUGUUGGCGUUUUGACCAUAUUUGAUAGAAGAUUAUGUUACUAUUUGUGAAAUUUGCAAUUCUUUGAUAGUUUACUUUAGCUAUCCAUAUUAGUUUGUUUUUAUGUGCAAAAAAUUGCUUAAUUUUAAAUCAUAUUCAUGACAUAUAUGUAAUUUUUUUGUUUUUGUGCUUAUUUGCCAUAACACAUUUUUGUUAAAUUUGAUUGGCUGUUUGAAUCCUAUGAUUAAAUAUGAUUGGUUAGCUGAAGUCAGCACUCUAAUGUGAUUGGUUCACAGCAGUGCGAUUUCAGGACGAAUCGCAGUGCGAUUCGUGCUGAAAUCGCACUCCUGUGAACCAAUCAGAUUGCAGGAAACACCAUUGAUUUCAAAAUGAAUAUAAUAAAGUCUGUAAUGCAUAUUUACAAAGAUGAUGAAAGACUCGACUGUUGUAAGUUAAGAAGAAGCUUGAACUUUGCUGAAUAGGCAAAUGUACUAAUGUUACUUGUUUCUCAUUCAACCUCAUUCAAAACUUUUGUAUGCAGGAUCUUCAAGCACUGGAGGUGGUUCUGGUGGCCGUAUUGGUAUUUAUCUCUCUCAACCAUUUGAUUUCCGAGGAGCUAUCGCCGCUCUUGGUGGCGCUGGGUCACCUUCUGGAGGGCCUGGAACGACAUACAUUGAAGUCAGGGAUGGGGUUUCAGUACAGAGGGUCCUAAGAAUAGAUGGAAGAAAUAGAGAAGAAACUGCGGGACUAAAGGUGUUCUUGGAUGAACUUGGUGGAUAUUAUCAUGUGUUUGAUGAGAUAAAACUAACAAGGAAAGCAUUUGUAUCUUUACAACAAGUACGUUGACCACAUUUAUAGUUCUAUAUAUUCGAACUAUUAGUGAAGAUAUUAUCGAAGGGAUAACUGUGUUUUAUUAGCAUCACUUCAUGAGACACAAAGCCAUGUUCUUAGCAACUAAUUUGAAACGUAGGCAAACUGGGACUUUUUUCGAUCAAGGGAUUAAUUUUUUCUGCUAUAUUUUCUUCAGAUAUCUAACAGCGUACCUGAAAUAAAAGUUCGCUACUUCUCUGGUGAUGGAACUGGAAUUUUCGACGUUAUUUCCGGUACACGUGUUUAUACUCAUGAAGACACAGUACGCAUGCGCACGAUGGUAAAUUAUGUCAUCAGGAAAGGAGGUGAGCUAGUACUACCCGAGCUUACAGAACUAGCAGCAAAACGCUCGCCCUGUUUGGAAAUACAUGGGGGUGCCUACGGUAUAGGAGAGUUGCGGCUGUACGCUUCAAGUCAUGCGCAGUUACAUAUAAGUGGUCAUUCAGGCUGCUUCAAUUGUUCAAGCAAAUACACCGGAACGGGACUGGAUCGGAAGUACUGGUUUAAAAAGAUAACUGUAAAGGCUAAUGGAAAAUUUGAAGUCAUAUCCGCUGUACAGAAUGUCGACAGAGCAGUGCAGGUACAUACUGGCACUGUUGCCGUGGAAUAUAACGGAGUGGUAACAAGUGAUGCAAUUGAAAUGUUUUCAAAAUACAUCAAAGUUGAUCAUGACGCCAAAUUCCAUAGUUCUGGCCGAGCUACAGCAACUGGCCUGGGCCCUGGUGCAAGUUGUGGGGGGAUUGGAGGUGGCGCCGGGCAUGGUGGGGGUGGAGGACGCGGAGCAGGUUGCUCCUGUGGGCCACGUAAUGAUGCCUCAGGUAAGCCCGUUUUUGGUCUGAUAAUUUAAAUAAUACGUCGGUUACCGAAAAGCAGACACACACAAUUCUAAUGCUCCAGUAAAAUAAAAUGCUAAUAACAGAACAUCAGCAGUCUGGGAGAAACAUAACAGUGGUUUGAUGAAGUGCGUCUGUACACCAACCGCGGCGUCGCUAUGGACAUCGUCUUAUUCACACAAACACAGACGGCUUCCCAUUGACUGCCGUGAGGACGUUUUAAGCCAGCUCAUCUUCAUAAUUACUCUUGUGUUAGACAGAGUAAAAUUGAGUUAAAUACAGAAAACAAAGCAUCAUAGCAACUAUUUAUCACUUAUUUACUGAGACCGAGGGAAACAGUGUGUUUUGUGGACCCGAGACCGUCGAUAUGUGUCGAGGGAAACUUCGACGGUCGAGGGUCCACAAAACACACUGCUUUCCCGAGGUCUCAGUAAAUACAGUAAGUGUUUUAUUAUAUAUCAAUAUAGUCAAAGAAACAACAAAUUAAAGAACAAAUGAACGUAAAUACAUGAAAUAUUUUAUUGUUAAAACGUUAUAUUAAACACUGGCUACACUGCAGUUACUUAAAGCGAAAGUUUUAAUUACGUACUAGGCAUGUCCAAAGGUCGCAUCUUCACGUGAUGGCGCACGUGAUUUUUUUGUUAUUCGCCGGUCGAUAACGUAUUAUCUCCCUCUCGCGCUGUUGCGAGGGAGACAGCCUAAUUUCGUCACUCUCACGUGAUAUGCUCUCAACCAAUAAAACACGAGAAAAAUGCGACUUUGACUAUUGAUAUAUAAUAAUAUUAAUUAUUUGACGCGAUCUAUUCAUCAUCUUUUAUUUAAAAUUUAUUAUUUGAUUUUUUCCCCAAUAUUAAUCAUCUUCUCGUCCCAGGUGGUAGAAAAUAUGGUGAAGUGUGUAAUCCAGUACUUUCUGGCAGCAGCGGUGGCAGUUCCGGUGGUAAAGGUGGUGGUGUCAUUCGUCUGUUUAGCAGCCACCUGGUGGAUCACGAGGGACUCUUGGUGUCAAAUGGAGUUAAUGGUGGUGGAAGUGGCGGUGGUGGAAGCGGGGGAAGUGUAUGGAUAGAUGGCGAAGCGAUAGAUGGUCAUGGAUUAAUGCAAGUAGCAGGUGGUAGUGGUGGUUACAGAAACAGGUAUCCUGCAUGCAAUUAUUACCAUGGCGGAGGAGCUGGGGGGUACAUUCGAGCACAGUCUCCCAGGUACAUAAACCGAGGAAUACUCUCUAAUUUAAAGAACAUCAAUCCGUCAGGACACAGGACAGCUGUUGAAGGCGGUAGUGCACCUGGAAGUGGAGCUGUACGUGGUGACGAUGGACAGAUCUGCUUUUCUGGUAACGAGUGCAGUGGACAUGGGGUAUGGUCAAGCACAGGGUGUACAUGUGGUCACAAUUAUCAUGGUGUGAGUUGUUCGUACCACUGUGAUCCUGGUGUUACGUGUUUAGGUCAUGGUCAGUGUACGGAGUCAGGAGGUUGUAGGUGUAACAGUGGCUAUGUAGGGUAUCGAUGUGAGCAUCUUUGUGAUCCCCAACGUGACUGCAGUGGUAAUGGUAUAUGCGACAACUUAGGAAAAUGUGUUUGUGACUCCUGCUAUAGUGGGGGGAAAUGUCAGUACUUAUGCUCAGGCAAAGGCACUUGUGAGAAUAGUGUGUGUAAGUGUGAUAGCUGUUAUUCAGGGAAAUUUUGUCAAAGCGAGUGUAGUGAAAACGGGCAGUGUCUUAAUGGAACAUGUAAAUGUGAGGGGUAUUGGCAAGGAACACAUUGCGAGCGCGGGGGGUGUCCAGGUACUCCUGUAUGCUCAGGAAAUGGUUUAUGUAACAGUGCAUUACAGAAAUGUUAUUGCAAUCCAGGAUGGGAAGGUAUUGACUGUAGUCAACUUGAUUGUCCUGGUGAACCUAACUGUAACUCACGUGGCGUGUGUGUUCCAUAUCCAGAGGGUGCUAAAUGCGUUAAUUGCUCGCGAGGUUGGAUGGGACCUGCGUGUGAUGAACCAUGUACACAUGGAAUGCAGUUUCCUAUGAACAGCGGUGUAUGUCAAUGUGAUCCAUGUUACGGAGGAAAGGGGUGUACGAGCUUAUGUCUAGGACGAGGAGUCUGCCAAUCAAAUACAUCGUGUUUCUGUGACCCAGAUGUAGGCUGGCGAGGUGACGUGUGUGAAAUACCAGGAUGCCCAGGAAUAGAUAAGGACUGCAGUGGUCACGGGGACUGUAAUGCAGCACGUCAUCAGUGUUCUUGUUAUGAAGGUUGGACAGGCAAGGCGUGUGAUAUUCCAGACUGUGCUGGGGCACCUAACUGCUUUCAACGAGGUUUUUGUAAUCCGUCACUCGAUGUCCCUCGAUGUGAAAACUGCACUCGAGGCUUUAUGGGACCUGCCUGUAAUGAUCCCUGCACAUUUGGUCUACAGAUACCAAUGGACAGCGGCAAUUGUGUAUGCUUCCAUGGUUACAGUGGCGUUGGCUGCGACAGUGAGUGUUCAGAACAUGGUAAGGUCAAUAAUGGUACAUGCGAGUGUGAUGUAGGGUGGAGAGGAGGUUUAUGUGACAUAAUGGGAUGUCCAGGGAUUAAUGAAGAUUGCUCAGGACAUGGAAGUUGUAACGGAGCUAUACACAAGUGCACUUGUUAUAAUGGCUGGUCAGGGGAAGGUUAGUUUUUAUCAUUAUCUUUUAUUGUAUUAUUUGUUUUCGUUUGGUUAGCUCCAAUCUUUGAAAUUAAUAUUUCUUCUCUGGUUAUAUUAAGUUUAUUUCAUUCACGAUAUGUAACAAGUUCAAAAAAAAUGAUUUUUCUGGCCGUCUCGUAAUACUGUCUGUCUAGCUUCAUGCUAAUAAUGCUCAUAAAAAUUCCUUUAGAUAAAUAAUUUUCAAGCUCUAUCAUAUCGAGAAUGAAGUAAAUUAUGAAGAAAGGGUGUUUUAGAGAUAAUUUCUUCCUUAGGUUGCGAAAUACCAGAUUGUCCUGGUUCUCCAAACUGCUUCAAUCGAGGUUACUGUAACAGUUCUGUAAGCCCACCAGUAUGUCAGAACUGCACAGCGGGUUGGAUGGGACCAGCAUGUAAUGAUCCAUGUGUUCACGGUGUUCAACGACCUAUGGAUAGCGGUAACUGUGUCUGUGAUCCCGGCUGGGCUGGCUUAGGUUGCGACAGUGAAUGCUCAGGACAUGGCUGGGUUAUUCAAGGAUCAUGUAGGUGCGAUAUAGGAUGGCAAGGUACAUUAUGUGAUAAUCCAGGUUGUCCAGGAAUUGAUGAGGAUUGCAGUGGUCAUGGAGAAUGUAACAGCGCACUACAUGAGUGUACAUGUGACGCCGGAUGGACUGGGGUUGGAUGUGAGAUCCCUGAUUGUCCUGGAAAUCCCGACUGUCUGGACAGAGGUAGGAUGCCAUUCUCGUACCCAGAGCCCUUCUUACGCGCGGUGCGACGAGGGGCUCUGGCCAAAUCCAUAACCGGAUACCAUAAAAACAUGGUAAGAAAACAAUGUCCGGUGUUAGAACUAGCCAAUCAGAUGCCAGUUCGGAAUAUGGAUUUGGCCAGAGCCCCUCGUCGUACCGCGCGAAGAAGGGCUCUGGCUACGAGAAUGAGGUAGGAUGCCAGCUAGCGACCAGUAUGUAAUACUUGUUUUUACGACGUCAAAACGACAAAACAGUACAAAAGUUCCUGCUGUUUUGUUUGCAGUAGUUUGUUUUGCCUGUGCUGGGUUUUUUCCAAUCUGUAUUAACCAGGAGUAUAUAUAGUUUAACAAAAUGCUACUCAUUCAUAUUCCUUUGUACUUUUUACAAACAAAACUAUCAAUGAACUUGCUAUCAUGGGAUGAACUGUACAAUACACCAAGUACUUGCAGCUUAACCAAACCAAACUGAUACUAAAGAACACAGCAUGUACAUCCAGCUACUAUAAAUCUACGAACAAAACGACGAAAAAUUUACGUGUGCGAAGAAACCGAUAUAUUUUUAAUUGUUUGUUUAACCUCUCUAGGUUUCUGUAAUGCGACGUUCAACCCACCACGAUGCACGAACUGUAGCCUGGGAUGGAUGGGGGCUGAUUGUGGAUACCCGUGUACACAUGGAAAGCAAGAACCAAUGGACAGCGGUGUUUGCAUGUGUGAUGCAUGUUAUGUUGGUAAGGCCUUUUGGACUGCGCUUACCUCGUCAUGUGUUUAGAUAUGUAUUUAGUUAUGUAUUUAAUUAUGUAUUUAACAGUUAUAGUGAGUGGAAUAACAUCUUGUUUUUCUCUACUAUUAGCAGGAUAUUAGCUAAUGUCCUUCUAGUGGAGAACCAAUCAGAUUGCAGAAUACCUCAUAUCCAGACCUUGUGUAUAUAAUAAUUAGUAAUAUUUAUGUCGAAAACAGUACUUGCAAUACUCGCUUCCGGAAGGUACGUCACCUUGCUUCAUUUUCGUGAUUGAGACUUGGGGCCUUGGGCUUUAACUGAUGUCAGAUAUACGAAAACGAGCGCCAUAGCCAAAGUGACGUACUUUCCGGAAGGGUGUAUUGAAGUAGAAAAGCUGCAUCAAAAAUCAACGUUUCGGUCGAGCCAUCUGAAGGAGACUAGAAUAUUUGAACAUUAUUCCUUAAAUUUGUUUCACAUAAUUCAAGAAGAACAACUCAACACUUUUUUGAAGAAUAGCAUCACCACUUCCAAGUUUGUGUAACAGGAGAUGCCAUAUAAGGUGCCGCUACACAUUUCCCCAACUUCUUGUCACGUCUAGUUCAGUCCUAAAUUUUCCAUGUUUUUUCAAGGCCUUGGUUGUACUCAAGAAUGUUCAGAUCAUGGAAAAUGUCAAAAUGGAUCUUGUCUUUGUGAUGAACUUAGUGGAUGGCGAGGAUCUCUGUGUGAAGUACCAGGAUGCCCAGGGAUAGCAGAGGAUUGUAGUGGACAUGGUAGCUGUAACAGUGCUGACAAAACAUGUAUAUGUGAUCCAGGUUAGUAGUCCGUUGGCCUUUGAUAAAAGGCUGUUGGCCUUUGAUAAAAGACCUGGGAGCUGGUAUUAAAACGUUGCCUCUUAGUAAUCAUCACGGGCACGUCGGGCAGCCUAAUGUUCAAAGAGAGUACGUACAGUAUCUUAAUAUAAAGUAAGUUCCAUUCUUUCAUAUAUUUACCAUCAAAAUAUGUACUUUAUUUGGAUUUUCUUUGGUACUAUAUUUUAUGAAGUUAUCAACGGGUUUUUUUCUCACAAAUGCUUCAAAUUAAACAUAAUUCGUUAUUAAUUUUAAUACCCAAAUUCAAAGUGUCCGAUCGGAAAGAUAAGUUUGUGCCACGUGAGUGUGAAAUUUGUCAUCAAAUCGCGCCUUACGUCAUCGUAUUUGACGUAAGCGGGUGACUUGAAUCGUAUCACAUGGCGAUUUGAUCAUACCACCCGGGUGAUCCGCGUAAACCACGUGCGGCGAUCACGUAAACAAGAUGACCAACAAAAUAUACUAAGGAGUGAUGAAAACAUCGGGAUUAUUUUUUAAAUUUUGAAGCAAAUUUUGAAAAAUGUUAUCAUCAAUAUUUCAAACGAUAUGUGAUUCGAAAGAAAAGCGACGAUACUUGCGUUAAUCCAAAAAUAAAACAUCGAGACCCUCCACUCGGGAGAUUCGACGAAAUAUUACCCUCGAAAUAUCACUUCGGAGUUCGGGUAAUAUUUCGCCGAACCCCCCUCGCUGCAGGUCUAUAAAUGAUAAAUAUAAUAGGAAGCUAGUCUCGGCUUUCAUUUCUAGCUCGAUUACUGAGAAAUGAUCGACGAUGAGCUUGAGAGUUUUGAGUGGCUGUUCCGUAAUUCACACAACGUUUGAUAUUUGUGUUUCUGUUCUGCAGCAGUUCUUUUAUUUCUUCAGGUUGGACAGGCAUUGGAUGUCAUGUGCCUGACUGUCCUGGAACUCCUAACUGCUUCGGGCGUGGAUUCUGCAACAGUACUGAUCGUGAAACUCCAGAAUGCACUGACUGUUCCAUGGGAUGGAUGGGUCCUGCAUGUAAUGACCCUUGCUUACAUGGGCGACCUGUGGACGACAUCUGUGAUUGUGACCCGUGCUACACAGGUAAUGGGUGCCAGCUGGAAUGUUCUGGUCGGGGUUCUUGCGUACAAGGAGAAUGUGUAUGCCAUUCAAAUAACGAAGUAGGAUGGCAAGGGAUCAACUGUGAACUUGAUGGAUGUCCAGGAGUAGAUGGGAACUGUAAUGGUAAUGGUCUGUGUAAUACUAAUACCCGACAAUGCGAGUGUGAUCCGUUGUGGACUGGACCCGACUGUGGCAUAGCUAAUUGUGCAGGAGACCCACCUUGUUCAGGUCAUGGUAGCUGUGAUGCGGCCUCAUUCCCACGCCGGUGUAACUGUGAUAGAGACUGGGCAGGGGAGGCUUGUGAUGUUCCUUGUGUCCACGGAAUAAAUUAUGGCAAUGCUUCGGGAUGUAUCUGUGACACGUGUUACCAUGGUAUCGGAUGCCAAUGGUUCUGUUCUGGACAUGGCCAUUGUGAGCAUGGGCAGUGUGUAUGUAAUGCACGCCUUGGAUAUAAAGGGGUAUUGUGUGAUGUACCAGGAUGUCCUGGAUGGCCGGAGGAUUGCAGUGGUCAUGGUACAUGUAACCUUGCAACGAAGCAAUGUUCAUGUGACCCAGGAUGGCUUGGACCAUCAUGCAGCUGGACUGACUGUCCUGGAACUCCAGACUGUAACGACAAUGGAAUCUGUGUUCCUCCACGAGGUGAGAAAUCCCUUUUUCAAAAGUAGAAUAACCUUCGAAAAGGUUGUAAAUAAAUUUAGUCAAGUAGAGCAAGUCUGAUAGCCAAUAAGAAUGCACUCUUCACGACGAUGGAACGUCGAAGUUACGAAGCUGAAUUAAUUAAAGGAUGGUGAGAACCGCCUACCAAGGUGUUCCUGAACGGUUGCUAACCGUUCGAAACAACUACAUUUAUAUAGUUUUGUAUCUGUGAAAUUUUAUUGGUUUUGAUAUCACUUCACGAAAUUUGAUAUUAUUCCAUGCGAAACUGUCCCUGACUUGCUGCACAGAAUAGAGACAACAUAAAUAUAGUCUCUAAUUUGUGCUCGAGUUCUCCGUCAAGUGAACCAGAAGUUCAUUUCUUGGCACGACAGAAACAAAAUAAUUUUCAUCAACUGAGCAAAUUCGUCGUUAAAAAGGUACAUUUAUCUUAUUUUUAACCUAUGUAAAGGUUUUUUCUUGCGGCCAUUAUUGGUUUCUUUUAAUUGCAACUUUUAUAAAUUUGUCAUAUUUUUUGAAGGUUAAAUAAAGUGUUGUUAUUAUUGUUUCAGAAAACAGUGUGAAUGCUCAAGGAACAUGUAACUGUUCCAAAGGCUGGAUGGGCGUGGCCUGUCAACAUCGUUGCAUCCAUGGCAAUCCCUCUGACGACUAUAUCUGUGAAUGUGAGCCUUGUUACAAUGGUCUAGAUUGUUCAGCACUUUGCUCAAACAAGAGCAGUCUCUGUGUCAAGGGCGAGUGUGAUUGUGGAUUUGAGGGAUGGCGAGGAAAGUUUUGUGAAAGAAGAGGAUGUCCAGGUGUAAAUAAGGAUUGCUCGGGACAUGGCACAUGUUUCGCGGAUUCACAGACCUGUGUAUGUGAUUCUGGCUGGAGAGGUGAGUGGCAUAUUAUACUGAUCAGUAGCUAUCAUUGUUUAUUUAUCAUACCAUAAAUAUUUUAAGCAAAAAGAAGAUAAAAAAAAAAGCGUAAAAAUGUAAUAUUUUACAAUUAUUGCAUUUUCCCCAAAACCUUCCUUUCCGGUCGACAAACAUCUCGUUAUCGAAAAAUGACGCUAGUUUCUUUAGUCGUAACGCCUUGCUUUCUGGCUAAGUUUGCAAACCAGAAAACAAUACAUUUCUCCGACAAAUAAAUUACCAUUGGAAAACAAUAUUCGUUUAUUGAAUUUGUUCAAUUUUUGCCCGCUGAUAGGCAAAUUUUGUCCUCCCAAGAAUGUUUUCAAAUGUUGGAAGACCGGAAAACAUUCGAGGAAACAAACUUUGAAGUUUGUCUUUAAAUUUUUGUUUCCAUGUAAUAAAGUUCCAAUGGUAGAUAAACUACGAAACAUUUGACGACAUUGGAGUUAAUUUUGAAGAGCCGCUACAGUGUUUGCCAGUUUUUCUAGAGCUUAAUUUGUCGACCUCUUCUUAUAUCUCCCAAUCAGGUCUCGGAUGUCAAAACUCAGAUUGUCCUGGGGAACCAGAUUGUAACGGAAGAGGCCGAUGUGUGAUUGAUGAAACCGCUGGUCCAAUAUGUGUUGACUGUGAACAAGGUUGGAUAGGGCGAGCCUGCGAGAUUCGUUGUCAGCAUGGCUCCGCAUCAGAAGAAAACCCGGAUGUAUGUACAUGUGAUUCUUGUUAUACUGGCUUUAAUUGCGACCAGUUGUGUUCAGGACGAGUGAACGCUACAUGUCUGGAUAAAAAGUGUGUUUGUGGAUUUGAAGGAUGGAGAGGGGAUCUGUGUGAUGUACCUGGUAAGCGAACAGUGAUCUGUACAUAACUGGAGUAAUUAGUAUCCUUGAUAUGAAUAUUUUCCACGGACUCAGAUUUCUUUUAUAUUUCUGCAAAAUAUAAUCAUGCUUAAAUGUUCUCACGUUAGUUCUUCAUAUAUGGCAUCACUUUAUGCGAGCUUACUUUCAGAAACAAUGAUAUUUAUAUUUACAUGUACAUGAUAUAUGCUUUAAUUUACAUGAAACACGUGGUUAAGCCAUAAUAAAGUCAUAAUACAAUACAUAACAUUAGGUCCGAUUUUCAUUUCAUACAAUUAAAUUAUAUAUAUAUAUACUCUUUUGCAAUCAACAAAGGCAGAUUUGCAUACAGCACAGGAGAUGCAGAGUAUUUCGUAUUGGUGACAAUCACUUGGCCGGGACUAAAUGACAAGCAAGGUUAGAUUGUAUAAAAAACCCAUUCAAUAUUAAUUUUGUUUAUUGUUUAGGCUGUCCUGGAUUAAGUAAUAUCGACUGCUCUGGUCACGGGACUUGUUUCAGCGUGCAGCGUGUUUGUCAGUGUAAUAGCGGAUGGAUAGGAUCAGGUUGUCAUAUACCUGUAUGUCCCGGCUUACCACAGUGUAGUGGUCAUGGCAAGUGUGUUGUGACCUCAGAUAUCCCUGCAUGUACCUGUGAUGACGGCUGGAUGGACGAUGCAUGUCAAACUAAAUGUCUCAACGGAACAGUGGUGAAAACAGUGGAUAAUGAGGAGUAUUGUGAGUGUAAAGAUUGUUUCGGUGGGAUAAGCUGUGACGUAGAGUGCUCAGGAAGAGGAAUUUGUCUGAACAGUACCUGCGACUGUGGAUUUGAUGGAUGGCGAGGGGCAACAUGUGAUGUGCUAAGAUGUCCAGGGUGGGGAAGUGAUUGCAGUGGACACGGAGUGUGUAUCCCUUCAUUAAGACAAUGUACGUGCAACCCAGGCUGGAAAAGCGUGGGCUGUCAGAUUCCGCAUUGCGCCGGAGGAGGAAACUGUAGUAACCAUGGUACGUGUGAUGGAGAGAAAUAUGAUCCUCCGGUGUGUACGUCCUGCGACCACACCUACUUUGGUAAAGGAUGCGAGCGACGGUGUUUUAACGGAAGUGUGGUUACGAUUACUGGCGAUACGUCUGCGACAAAUGACGAAGACUGUCGAUGUGAUAAAUGCUACAGUGGCGUGGACUGCGGUCAGGAGUGCAGUGGUCAUGGUCAGUGUGAAAAUGGAACAUGCAAGUGUGAUGUAGGAUGGCGCGGUGACACGUGUGGCAGGAUAGGAUGUCCAGGGAUAGGGCAGGAUUGUAGUGGGCACGGAAGAUGUCUAAGUUUGAAUCAAGAAUGUCAUUGUGAUAAGGGAUGGAAGGGGAUCGGUUGUGAAAACCCUGAUUGUCCCGGAGUCCCUGAUUGUAAUGGUAAGGGUACAUGUGAUGGAAGUGUCGAACCACCGCGGUGUGUAAACUGUACUGACAACACCAUGGGUAGAUCGUGUGAGUUACCUUGUAUCCAUGGCAAUGAAGAUCCGCCUAACAGUGCUAUAUGUAAAUGUGAUUCUUGCUACUCAGGCCAAGCCUGCGAUCUUACGUGUUCAGCGCACGGCACAUGCGCAAACAACAGUUGUGUGUGUCAAGAAGGGUGGCGAAGCGAUCUUUGUGAACUCUCGGAUUGUCCUGGAGAUCCUGAUUGUUUCCAGCGUGGUGUGUGUAUACGGGCAUCCGAAAAUGUUCUACCUGAAUGUCUCUGUAAUCAAGGUUUUGGUGGACCAGAUUGUAGUAAGUUACUCUGUCCUGGGAAUCCUCCCUGUAACAACCGCGGGAACUGUGUACUAAAUAAAGGUGGCCGUGUACCUCACUGCGCAUGCCAACAUAAUUUCGUAGGACAGGCCUGUGAACAAUGUGCCCAGCGGUAUACAGGAGCAAAUUGCGAGGACUGUGUGAACGGAUUUAUUGGUUGGCCUAUCGGAUGCAAUGUCAGUUGUUUCCAUGGAAAUGCAUCUGGUGUGAGACAAGAUAAUUGUGUGUGUCACAAUGACAGCAGACUUGGUUACUGGAGAGGCAAAGAUUGCGCAAUAUGUCAAGAGGGCUGGGACCAACCUGGAUGUACAAGCUGUGAUCUAACACAUGUUGGAGAGAGUUGUGAUAUUUUAUGUUAUACUGAGCAUGCGCAAUACGGAGAUCCGAGGGAUGCAGGUACUGAAAAAUUACCAGUAAUACCUACAUUAAGUUGCAUCAUAAGCCAAUACCAUGAUUAUAUCUUGGUUUGGUUUGGCUACGACAAUAAAAAUCCUCACAAUGUAUACCUCGAUCCUGGAUCUCAAAACUUCUUCAGUGCUCCCACGCCAUCUAUAGAACCUGGGGGAGAGUUAGGAUUUCUGGAAAUUUCGUCAAGCAUCACAGUGAACACGUUCCCGGUGGUUGAGCAAGAUCUUGGUCAGCCAAGAAAGUUUCUACCUGGAGAAUACAAGAAAGUUUUUGCAGUGAAGUAAGUUUUGGCCUAAUACGAAUAAUAUAUGUUGGGUACGCAAUAUUUCGCAAAGAGCACGUAAUAGUGUUGGGAAAACUAAUGAGGGAGGAGACUGGCUUACUUUCAAAUAUUGCAUAAUUGCGUCGUUUUCUAAAGAGUAACCGCGAUAGACUCUUUAUAUGAAGCAGUCUGUAUUGUGUAAUUCCCGUAAAUAUUCUUGGGUGUUCACAACGGCAGAACCAGGCAGAAAUCAUAAUCGUUAUGAUGAAAACCAAUGCCCAGCAUAAUGCAUGCAAAACCGUCAUAAUGUACGUUAAAAAUUUGAAAAUAUGUUAAAGGAUACAGUUCGAUCUGAACUUCUUAUACAGGAAAAUACAUUCCUAUAGGCACUCUUUAGUUUUGUGGGCUUUUUUAACCAGGCAGUGCAUUCAAUGACCUAAGUUACUUAGUAUGUAAGCUGUUUUUGUUAUCAUUACAGGUUGAAGAAGACAGUUCCCGUUGUGUGGGCAUUGGAGUAUCCAUUAUCUAACACAAGACAUUUUGUUAAAUAUGAUCCCAGUAAUGUACAAUAUCCAACGUGUUCUGGAAUUGAGAACUCAACACAAAUAGUAAGUAAUUGCGUGACAUCAUUUAUUGAUAAAUGCAAGGCAAAUUUAAUAAAUAGAUUUAUUAGAAGUAAAUGUUUGGAACACUACUGAAAACCUGACAUAGACAAUAUAUGUACUAUGUACAAUAUGAGCGGUCGUGUUGUAUGACCGUGUUGUAUGGGAUAUACAAACUCUAGACGAUGGUGAGAAUUUCUACAUUCCAUACAAGUUAUACAACACAUACGCGAAUGUUGUAAAUGGCUUGUAGAAUGUUUUGAUGAGAACAUUCGUAUUCUUUAAUAAUUUAAAAUAAAUGAAUGAUAUUUGGUGAGAAAAUUAAAAUCAGCAUUCUUCACGCUCAUGAUUUAUUUUGUGUUUCUUAAAUUAUUAAUGAGUUUCGUAAUAAUCGAACGGCCCGAAGCAUGACAGUAUAUUUACGAAUACAUGUGAACAAAAUCGCUGUAAACUACCACCACAACGUUAUAAAGAGAGUAUUUUGUAGGCUUACUAAUUUUGACCUUGAAGUCGACCUUGGAACGCCAAAUAUUUUGUGCAAAAUGUUUGAACGUUAAUAAAGCGAACGUUAAUAAAGCGAAUUGUUUUGUCGUUACGUUGUCAAGGCGGUGGCCAUGUUGAAAAGUAAAUAAAUUUAAAUUGCCUGAAUGAAAAGGCGUUGCUAUCAGAGUGCUUGCUAUACUCUUGUCAGCAACAGUUUUAAAACAACCUGGAAAAUAACCAGUUUGUGAACAUUUUCCAUUUCCGUAUAAUUUUAGCAACAAUCUUCUCGAAUCAUUGCCUAACGCCUUUUUUGUUUCUAUAUAAUACUUUUUAAAAUUGUUUACUUUCAUAGACGUCUUGGAUCUGUAUUCUUUAUGCUCAUAUAUUCUCCAUGCACAAUACUUGUCAAUAAAAAAAAUCCUGUUAAUUGGCCAUUUGCGUAAUAGACUAAAUUUUGAUCUAAACAGGUCUAGACAAAAAUUUCAUCACAGUUUGAAAGAGCAUCACAAAAUUAGUAAUAUUCCAAAGUUUCGUUGCGAAAUGUUGUAAAAUGCGGAUAAUAUAGCCUUUCGAAAUUUGCAAGUUUCAGUCACAAACUUUGCAAGGCUAUAUUAUCCGCAUUUUACAACCAGUUUCGCAACGAAACUUUGGAAUAUUACUAAUUUUGUGAUGCUCUUUCAAGCUGUGAUGAAAUUUUUGUCUAGAUCAAAAUUUUGUCUAUUACGCAAGUGGUCAAUUGAACUAUAAUAAACACAUCUCGUUCAAAGUCUGUCAAACCCUUGCAAAUGGCCUAGACAACAUUAAAAAAAGCCUUGACAACAAUAUAUAAUGCCAACGUUUUGAUACACUAUAUAGACGAGAAAUCUUUACGUUUGAGCGUUUAAACAUUUCGACCUAUUUGGCAUUCCCAAGUCGAGUCAAAAUCGCAAAAAAUGUUGAUUUGACUCUAAACUGUCCAAAUGAAUCGAAACGUAAAAAGUAGAGCAGUGUCAAAUUGUGAGUUUACCUAAGAUAAUGUGUGUCUAUUUCUUUUUUAAUAGGAGAUCAAACAGUGUUUAUGCCGUAAUGGUUUCUGGGAUAGCAGUUGUGACAAAGAAUGUCCAGGUGGAGCCUCGUCUCCAUGCAAUGGUCACGGGGUCUGCAACAAAACAACUGGAAUAUGUGUCUGCGAACCUAGAUGGCGCGGAAACGUGAAUUGCUCUGGUUGCACCCCUGGGUGGACUGGUGACGAUUGUUCAGUUAUCAUCACCAGGACUUCUAACUUCAGCGCGGUCUGCACAGGCUAUGGAGAUGUUAUAACACUUGACGGAGUUGGCUAUAGUGUUGAGGGAACUGGCGAGUAUAUCAUGUUUUCCUCAGCUGAUCUGGAAGUUCAAAUCAACAUCGUUCCCUGCUAUCAAUCUGAAAGGUGUAUCAACGCUGUUGCUAUGGAAUUAAUGACGUCAGUGAUAUCGAUUCACGCACCAUACCAAAAUGGUGGUGACUCAACGUUAUGGAUUGACAAAGUACAGUCAUUCUCUCUCAAAACAUUGUUUAAUUCAGAUCAAAAUACUUUCACCCUGGAAAGAUCGUCCUGGGGAAGUUUCAAGUUCUAUUCUGAGGGCCUACUUCUGGAUAUCAGAAUAUUUGGACGCUAUAUUGACCUUGCUUUCACUUUAACCAACGCAAAAUUGUGCUCACGCAGUAAAGGAUUAUGGGGCAGUUGUGAUAGUAACACCAUUAACGAUUUCAUCCCUAGAAACAGUUUCAAUAUUUCCCAAAAUUUCUCAACUAUCCACGAAAUCUCUCAAAGUUUCAUUAACACGUUUGUACGUUCUUGGAAAGUAUUGGGUAAUUCAGUCUCUCUGUUUAUAUUUAACACUGGUAGAGUAAACGAACCUCGUUUUAAAACUGAUGCAUUGUACAGUCUUCGUUUCAAAGAUACAGGUAUUACAUCCAGAAACUUGUUUGUUUUGGCUGGUGGGGAUAUUACCAUAGAGAUGAUGGUGAAAUCUGAUGGUAUCGAUGGUACCUUAUUUUCGUAUGCCACCACUUCGACUCUCGCUAUAGUUGUCAAGACAACCGUAAGGAUAUUUCAUGGUUCCCAAGAGUUUGAUACUUUCUUAAACCUACAACAAAACCGUUGGAAUCUGAUCUCCUUGAUUUGGCUUAAGAGAAACCGGAUUAUCCAGCUUGUGCUUAUCGACGACUCAGAGAAAACACAGGUUAGGAAUUUCCCAGUUAACAGCGACCAAGAUAUCUUCGCACCUGGCGGAACGUUAACCCUCGGGUAUUGGUAUCCUUCAGGAGGGGCAUCAGGAAGCUCGAUACCAGGAGGUUUUACUGGAGAGGUAGACGAAGUUCGUAUAUGGAACAAGCAAAGAUUCGUUACAGAGAUUGUAAGUUCGCGAGUUAAUGUUUUAGAUUGUGCAUCGAAGGAUCUUGCAAGUUUGUGGAAGUUUAAUGAAGGUCAAGGUAACCUAGCAACAGACUGCGUUGCAGGAGUUCGCUUCCAGUUCCCUGUGCGAGCGCAAGGACCAAUUUGGGUUUAUUCCAGUGCAACUUUAAAGUUGCAAAGUAACAAUAAAGGCAUCCUAACUGUGAAUGAAAAGUUAUCAGUGGAAACAGUAUGUAAGGAAGAAAUAUUUGGCGGGAGUUAUGGAAAACAAUGCAAUGUUUUGGACUCUAACGUAAAAAUAUUUUAUACCAUGGCAUGUUAUAAACUUGUUUUGAUUAGUAGAGAAAUCACGGAGCGAGUAUGGAGCGUUUUCACAUAUCUAGAUUAUUGUAAAGUGAGCUUGGGUGUAGAUAAGUGGCCUGGAGACAAAUACUGUGAUCAAUUGAAAAAAUUACAAAUACCGAAUUGGGUAAGCUUACAAUGUCAAAUGGACUGUUUGUUUGGAACUACCCUUAAGAAUGGCGACUGUCAAUGUGAACCCGGCUUCUAUGGCAAAAUGUGUGACCAAGAAUGCCCUGGAGGUUAUGCCACCCCGUGUGGAGGUUUUUGCGAGUGUAACAUACUUUCCGGUACAUGUGCAUGUCCAUUAAAUGCGAACCUCAGUAGUGACUGUCGGAGCUGUUCACCUGGGUGGACUGGGGAGAAAUGUUCUAUUGCGAUAACUAACAAUGCGAGAAGCCUGGACACGACUCCUGUGUGUCAGAGUUACGGUGGUGGACACUUCACGACGUUUGAUGGCAGCAACUACGACGUCAAAACCGCCGGAGAGUUUUAUUUAUUAAGAUCAAACAGCUUCAUCGCACAGAUCCGGCACGAACCUUGCAUGAACUCAAGCAGUUGUGUAACUGCGAUUGCAUUGCGUCUUGGGAAAGUCAACCUCACGUUACGUGCGUCAUACGAAGAGCAAGGAAAACCAUUGCUGUACAUUGAUCAAUACAAAACAGACUACACAGUACGGCGGUACGUUGCGGGAGGUUAUGAGUUCAGGCAGGAACAACUUGGAUUAUUCAGAAUCAGACGUGGAAGGGAACGCGUGCUUGAAGUCAGAGCACAAGACAAGUACUUGAGCUUUAGUUUAUUUAGUGGUGUCAAAACAUGUUGGAAUGUUUCUGGUUUGUGUUCUUCUUGUGAUAACAACACUGCAAACGAUUUUGAAACAACAACAUUACGUGGAAGAAAGAGGUCAACAGACAUUCCAAGACAAAGCAUUUCUACCUUUGUAGAAAACUGGAGUGUACUUCCACUGGAUUCAAUGUUUGUUUACAAAGAAAAAGAACAACGUGAAAUUUCGUCAUCGAACUAUUGUUUGCGGUAUUACGGAACAUCGGUUGACACACGUGCAAUAUACGGGUCAUUUACAACUAGUGAGAAUGUAACAUUUGAGUUCUUCGUUAAGAUCGAAAAGCAUGGUGGGACGAUUUUGUCAUAUGCUUCAGUAAAUACCUUCGGGAUUAUUAACGAUGUCACGAUAAAUAUUCAGUUUUCAAGUAAUGUUAUAGACACUGGGAUACGGUUGACGGCUGGACAGUGGUAUUGGUUGGCGAUAACAUUCAGCCGACGUACUAGGAUCAUGCGUGUAUAUUGUUUAGAUGCCGGUGGUUUAAUACGCCAGUGGACAAUGCUUGUACCGUAUGUCUUGUACACAAGUGGUGGAGUACUAUCUGUAGGACAUUGGCAAACCACAGGCAGUGGUUCUACUGAUGUUAAUAGAAAACCUUUCUUUGGCUACAUUGAUGAAAUCAGGAUCUGGGAUAUUACUAUUGAGGCCGCAGCUGUGAAGCAAAGUCGAGAGCGUCUUAUUAAGUAUCAAGCUACUGGUUUAGUCUCGCUCUGGUUGUUUGAUGAAGGUGAAGGAACGAUUGCGCAUGACAUAAUAGGUGGUAACGACUUACGGUUGCCAGUUGAACCGACGGUCCGUCCACGUUGGGUGUUCAGUUACGCUCGUACCGGCCGACCUGUAGUUUCCUACGACAAUAUACUCUGGAGCAAUAUAACAUUGAAAAUAGAAGCAGAAAAUCUUUGUAAGAAGUUUAUAAUAGAUACUUUGCAUAACGGUGAUUGUGGGAAUGUGUUGGGGUUAGCGCAUGCGCAAUAUUAUUACACCCGGUGUUUGGAUGAUGUAAAAGCUUCUGGCGUGGUAACGUCAGCAUUUCAGUCUAUCGUUAGCUACGCAGAUUAUUGUCGAAACAUCCUGGAACUAGAGACGUGGCCUCUUGACCGUUACUGUAAUGAAAUACCAAAGGAGUAUGUGGGUGUUGUGAAAGGUCCUCAUUGUAAUGUCACGUGUUUGUUUGGUGAAGUCACGUUUGAUGGUUGUGUUUGUUAUACUGGAUAUUGGGGCGAGAACUGCUCAACUGUUUGUCCGGAGGGCGCAGUCACUCCUUGUAAUGGUAGGGGAGUGUGUAAUUCAAGUACUGGGGAAUGUACAUGUGAUCACAACUGGCAGGGUAAUGAGAACUGUACGAUGUGCACCCCUGGUUGGGAGGGAAGAGAGUGUAGUGUGGCGUUAGCAACUCAUGGAAACGCAUCGUCUGUUGGGUUAACUGGCGGACAUUAUCAAACAUUUGACGGAAUAAGGUUUACAUUCUUCGCCACUGGGGAAUUCAAAGUCGUACAGAGCUCGGAAAUUGUCGUACAUCUUCGUCAAGUUCCAUGCCAAAACGGACGUUCCCGAUGUAUUGACGGUCUUGCGUUCUUACUGGAGAGCAAAGUGGAGUUGAUAAUACUAGCAUCAGUCCCUGGAACAGGUAACACCUUAUUAUUACAAAAGCAAGGGUUCUGGCAUAACUACUAGGCAAAAAUGCCAUCGUUAAACGUGUUUAUCCGACAUAUGUUGAGUAAAUAAAUGCCCAGGAUCGGUUCUUUUAAACAUGUAACUACUUUUUAACUACCCAAUUGGUAGUCAACUCUGAAAUACUGCCUCAUAAGUGAAUGUGUAAACAGUGAUAUUUUAGUUGAUGUGAAACUUACAGUAUUUAGCCAAUACCUGAACAAAAUUAGUAAAUAGUCUUGCAGGUUUAAUAACACUCUAAUUUUUUUUCGAAUACUCCUUCACAGAACAUCCUGUAUUUUGGCUAAGCAAGAAGAGGCUUGAACUCAACGAAAUUGUCACUUCAAUUGGAGAUAAGUUUACUUUGGUUCAAACUACAUCAGUCACUCUGGAGUUACGUUCACUGCUUUACGAAGUCGUGAUAAGAAUAAGAUUCACAGAGAGCGGACUGCAGUAUAUCAUCGUUGCUCCGAAGGAGGUAUGCGGGAUUUCGGUGGCAUUAGGUGGAAGCUGUGACGGUUUACGCAAUAAUGAUCAUAAUGGCACCUCAGGGACACCCUUGGAAAGACUUUUCCGAGUUCUUCCUGCACAAAGUCUGUUCUCGGCUGCGAUUGGCUACAAAGAUUUCUCGAAUUUCUUAACUGGUGCGGAAUAUGCUUUGAGGUUUACCGGCGUGGGGAUAACAACGGAUAUAAUUGGUGAAGUCUUUACCGAAAGCUACGUGACUGUGGAGUUGCUGUAUUUAAGUUUUGAUGGAAGUGGAACAUUGUUUACUUACAGCAAAGAAAAUAUUUUCUCUAUUGUUUUGGUCAAUGGAGAAUUUUGCUUCAGAAUGAAUGAUAUGUUUAAUCACAUAGGUUAGUGUUCUUUCCUUUUAAGCCCCGGUCAAACGAAAAUAAGGGUUGGGAGUUGCAACUCUCGCUCCCGUUGGACUGCUAACUCUCAUUCACUCUCAUCAACUCUCGUCAGCUUUGAAGUGGUUCAAUUUUUGAAAGUUGAUGAAAGUUGAUGAGAGUUUUCGCUACGCGUGCGGUAAUAUUCAGGGAACUCUCAUCAAUUCUAAUACAAUUCUGGUUAUCCUUUGUCCGAGGCAUGAAAGUUUGAAAAGAACUCUCGUACAGACUUUUACCUCUUAUCUAAUAACUCUUAUCAACUGUCAUUCUCGAUUUACCAUGGCUUUAGUACCAAUGUGUGCUUCAAUUAUCUAUAAUUUCAUUUUUACCGAGCGAACGCAGAAAUAAUCAGUUUGACAUAAAAGGAAAAGUGGGCAACAUUACAAUGCGGUCUACAGGAUUCUCAACUUUAGGAUUCAUUCUUAAAUUUAAAACUCAAACACGUUAAUGAUACGAAUUUCGCUGUUCAUUUUUCAAAACAAAUAGAUGGGCGAUACUCAUAGAUAGCGAUACUGUAUUUAAAUAGCCAACUUACUACCUUCUAGAUGAAGGGCCUUCAAUCGAUACGUGGAAUUUUUCUCACGUAAAUACAUCCCUAAUGAAUGUAGCAUACUGUCUUUGGAAAAAAACUUUAAACCACAAAGAAAAUAACCGCGCUGUUUCUGCCUUGCUAUAUGUGAUGUUCUUACUUGUUAUAUCCCUUUGGUAGACUUCACAAACUUUCUUCAAAUUAUUUAGGAAUAAAGACAUCACUGAAUGUGUGGAAUCAGAUCUCUGUUGUGUACAAUCGUGCAUUUGGACGUGUGCAUUUCUACCACAUAAACAGCCAAGGACACGUGACUAUCAAGUCGAUACAUACGCACCGCAAUAUGUUUGCCGCCGGAAGUAAAAUUGCUAUUGGACAAUGGAUUCCAGGAGGAAGUGUAGUUGUGACUAGGUCACCAGGUUUCCGGGGAAAGAUAGACGAGGUUCGUAUCUGGAACAGGCAGUUCUCUGGAGCAGAUAUCAGAUCUUCUUGGAGAGUGAACGUUCAAUAUUCUGCAAAAUAUCUGGCGGUCUUAUGGAAAUUCAACGAAGGACAAGGUAUCGUGGUAAAAGACAUUAAAUCUCAUGUUCACUUGUAUAUUCAAGAAGUUCAGCACAGCGUUGAGUGGGUGUAUGGUAGGGCUGUGGUGACUAUAUUACCAAUAGUCACUCCUGUUGCUACCAAGGAAAUGGUAGAGUGGUGCACAGCACAUAUCCUAAACUCCCCGGUCGGUCAGAAUUGCCGAACUCUCGGAGCUCCGAGUCGAACUGUCUACUAUCGCGCAUGUUUAGAGGUGACGUCAGUGAAUGGUGACGUCAUAUCAGGAGUAACUAUUGUGGUUGCUUAUUCAGAUUACUGUCAAGUUUCUCUGGGUCUAAUCACAUGGCCUGCACGUACACUUUGUAAUUACCCAUUAUUCCUUGCCUCACCACAUAUUCCAUGGACUGGGUCUGUUUGUCAACAGGCUUGUUACUUUGCUACAAGAACGGCAUACCGCUGCACAUGUUUACCAGGUUUCUACGGCACAAGUUGUUCUAGUGUUUGCCCAGGUGGUAUCACAAGUCGUUGCUAUGGAAAUGGCGCGUGCUCUCAAACAACGGGCCGCUGUACAUGUAACUAUAAUUGGUAUGGCUCAUCUUGUAAUCGCUGUAGACCUGGCUAUUACGGAACCGACUGUUCGUUAAAUAUCGGAGGCAUUAUAUCCACCGGGAGUAAGACCUCGAUAUCUUUAUCCGGAAAUGGUCAUUUCAUUGGUUUGAGUGGCGCUGCUUGGGUUUAUCGUGGUACUGGCGAAUUCAACGCGAUCGUAUCUAGAAGAUUGGGUGUUAGCGUUCAACUUCGUCAAGUAAUGUACGGUACAGGUGUAAGAGUUCGUUGUGCUGUAGUUCAAACUGCGGUAGGAGUAUUGGCCAUUCAUAGUGGAGUACAGACAGGAGUUACAAUUACUCUCAAUGGAAAGCCUAUAGAUUACAACAAACACAUUUCAAUUGGAUCCGGCUUUGUUUACCGCAAACGUUCUCAUAAUAAACUGGAAAUCAGCGGACCUGAAGGCUUCACUAUGCUGCUCUACUAUAGACAAGUUUACUUUGGUGUUCAAAUUACUAUGGAUAAAUCAUUUUGUCGCGAUACUUGUGGAUUGUUUGGGAAUUGUGGGAACUCAAAAAAUCUUAAUUGUACAUCAGCUGGGCUUCUGGAACGGUUUAACAAGUCAACGAUACGUCAACAGGAUAUUGAUGAGUUUAUCAGCACGUGGUCAAUUCCUAGAAAUGAAAGUCAGUUCCAAGACGUUCUGGCAGUUGCUAAGGAAACCAAUAUAAUUACAGCAGCUGGCACGUGCUUGUUCUUUUCUAAGAAUUCUAUCAUUACGCCGCCAUUUGUGGACGUGUUUCGUGGAAAUUAUCUCACCAUUCAAUUUCAUCUUAAAGUUAAAGAACUCCAUACUGAUGGGACAAUAUUUUCAUUCGUUUUGAAUACAAACUUCGCUUUCAGAAUAAACGGAACUUUACAAAUUCAUUUUGGAGUAAAGAUUUACGAUACCAAUAUCUUUCCAGAACUGGACAAUUGGAAUCAUAUCACGUUUGUUUAUCAUCGUGUUGUUGGAAUACUUGAGGUGUAUGUUAGAAAUUCUGUGAAAAUAUUGGUAACGAGAGCGAUAAAUAUUGGGACGGGAGCUUUUGAACCCGGGGGUAAGCUUGCACUCGGUCUUUGGCAGGCUACAACCGGGGUGAUCACCUCCCCCGGAGGGUUUGUUGGCAGGAUUGAUGAACUAGUGAUCUGGAAUAAACGUUUUGAUGUCGCCUUGAUCGACAACUAUGUUGGUGUUAGUAUUGUGCAAGGCAUCGAGGGUGUGGCAGGGUUAUGGAAGUUCAAUGAAGGAACAGGGUGGAUUGCAAAUGAUCUAGUGGGGUCUCUGCAUUUUAAUCUCCCCAGACCUCCCUGGAAUUCACCGGCGUGGAUGCCAUCUGAUCUCUACAUUGCUGUACAAUCUGAAGUGAUAUCUAGGCCUGCGACACGCGACAAUAAAACAGCGUCACUUUGUGGGAAGAUAUUUAGUUCAACGUCAUUGAAUGAUUCAUGCGGGCAAAUGGAUGAAAGAAAAGAGUUUUCAUAUGAAGCAUGUUUACAAGACGUGGAGUCAAGUGGUUUUAUUGACGCUGGAAAGGAUUCUGUGAUGUCAUAUGCUAGAGAAUGUCAGGUCGCGCGAAAUCUCACCAACCUCCCUGGAAACGACUUGUGUGACGUCUUCACUGACGAGCGUUACGACGACUUGUCAGGAACUGCGUGUGAUAUUAUAUGUAUUUUUGGCACCAUCAAAAACAACACUUGCCGUUGUGAUGAUGGAUUUUGGGGAGGUAUGUGUUCACAAGAAUGUCCGGGGGGUGCGUCCAAUCCUUGUAAUAGACGCGGGAAUUGUGAUGUCAUCUCUGGCUUAUGUAUUUGUGACCGGACUUGGCGUGGUGAUUUUGGUUGUAACAGGUGUACUCUGGGAUGGAUGGGAAGUGAGUGCGCAAUAGCUGUACCCAAGUCACUUCAACCAACAACCUCGGUGACUGCGGCGGCAGGAUCGGGUGGAAUUCUAAUUGCCGGUGACGGGACGAUAUUUCGCCUGCAUGGAGUUGGGGAGUUCACGAUUUUGAAAGGAGAAAAUGUUGAUGUUCAAGUACGUCAAGUGCCGUGUCGUAAUGGAAAAUCUCUAUGUUUUAAUGCUGUGGGAGUGUCGGUGAACUCCGCCAAUAUAAGUAUUCAUGCCCCGUAUGGAAAUGGUGAAGAUCUUGUUAUCAAUAUUAAUGGCAUAGUUAUAGAUAAAAAUGAUAUAAGUAAAGCUGGUUUGGCUGGAGUUAAUAUCACUUUCUCAGGUCCAGAUGAAGUACAAGUUAAUUAUGGAAAUAAGCUGGGAAUUGGAGUAAUCAUCAAUGGACAGCACAUCACUUUAGAAACAACAAUCUCGACAGCAUUGAGCAAGAAACUUGGCGGUCUUCUUGGCUCAACAUCUCGCAAUACUACUGCAUCUUCAAAUAAUACAUCCAUACCUUCUUUAAAAGAUUUACUUAAUGCGACUGAUAUCAAUGAAGCUGUUCGUAAAGUGUUUGGGCUAUCUCCCUCAUCAACUCGGGUGAUCAUAUUAGACAAGAAACGACACGAGACUGUUGUGGUUUACGCUGGAGGUUAUUCCCUGUUUUUCAAAUUCACUGCAAUAUUUUCAAAACCGGUUGCACACAUAUUUAUUCAGCGUGUGAUUACGUUUGAAAUCAUGGUAAAAAUAAAUUGUGCGCCUGCAAUUUGUGGAGGACCCAUCUUGUCGUACACUUCAUCUCAGAUGUUUUACAUAUCGACUUACUCCACCUUGAGAGUGAUCAUCGGGACCCAGGUCUAUGAUACAGGUUUGCGGGUUGAAGUAAAGCACUGGAACCAAGUAACAAUGACAUUCUGGAGUUUGAAACUUGAAAUGACAGUUUGUCUUACAUUAUCGCAGGGUGUAUUGCUACGUAAGUCUUUCAAACUCAUCACAAAUCCUUUCUUGGCCGGAGGAACUAUUGCUAUCGGCGCAUGGCAACCUUCGCCUAACGGUCAGCGUGGAGUCAUGCCUACUACGACCUUCGUCGGAGAAAUUGAUGAAUUUCGAACUUGGAACCGCGCAUUUGAUUAUGCAUUACUACAACAACAUUGGUUAGUGAAUCUAGCGCCUGAUAUUGAUGGUCUGACUGGGUUGUGGAAAUUCAACGAAGGAGUAGGAGGUGUAGUUAAUGAUCUUGUGGGAAAUAAUCAUCUGUAUUUCCCUGGUGAGCCGUGGAAUAAACCUGUAUGGUACUACUCAGAUCUACCGAUCCCUUAUAUGGGCAUUUCCAGGUCUAAUGUAGACAAUAAUAUCAACCAGCUGGCGAAUACGUCGUGUUCCGGAGUCUUCCGAAGAGGUCCUUUGCUGAAUUAUUGCUCUAGAUUACCUUCUAUAAUACGCGGACAGUAUUAUGAUAUGUGUGUUGAAUCAGUAACUGAUACAGGACGAAAUACCAGCAGUUUAGAAAGUGUCUUGCUAUACUCAGACUAUUGCAUGAAAACAUUGAGUCUUCACCUUUGGCCAGCACAGUCUUUAUGUAACAAAUUCCCUGGAGAGGUGUUUCCAAAAUGGAUUGGUAAAAACUGUGACAUUCCUUGUGUAUUUGGCAUGAAAGAUAAGGACAAUCCUGAAAAAUGUAAAUGCAACUUUGGUUACUGGGGAGUGGCAUGUGAUCAAACUUGCCCGGGCGGAACUAAGUCCCCAUGUACGAACCAUGGCACCUGUGAUCCAAUCUUCGGUAAAUGCUUAUGCGAGUUGGAGUGGACUGGUACCGACGACUGCUCCACCUGCGCCGCUGAGUGGACUGGGGGCGAUUGUUCAUUUGCUGUAUCAAAGGUGACUAUAAUUAGUGGUGGUAUUCGAUUCUCUGGUAUGUUUGGUUUGUCAUUAUUUACAACUCUCGAUGGUCACAGCUUUACUUUGAGCGUUAUAGGAGAAUAUUACCUUUUCUAUUCUGUACAUAUACAUUUCUCAGUUCAAAUUCGCCUUGUUCACUGCUACGGUAUUUCAUCCUGCGUCAACUCAAUCGCUUUCAGUACAGCUAGCCACACUUUAGUUCUACAUGGUCCUUAUACAACCAAUCGCUAUCCAGUUAUAUGGCUUGAUGGCUCACUUAUCGAUUUAGACCUCCAUCACGUGACGACUUCACUGUAUGGCUUCUCUCUUCGGAAAGAUUCGAUAUCCGUAUAUAUCUUCGAGUAUUCUUCUUUCAAAAUAUCCAUUCGAGUGCGAGGUCGGUACCUCAAUCUAGUAUCAAAGGUUUCAGGUGCAAUCUGUGACAAUUCGUAUGGUAUACUGGGAUCAUGUAAUAGUCCAUUCCUGGCUAGUCUGGAUCCUGGUUUUCCACUCACUAACUGCACGGAUAAAAACGACACCUCUGUAAGGGAAAGUCUUGCCGCGAAUGAGUAUGACAUAAAGAAUGUGACGACCGAGGCAAUCGGAAAACUGGUACAGAAUCUUAAAGUUCAUUCGUGUGACAGCCUCUUCGUGUAUCGUUACGAGUUAUACCACGAAUAUCGAAACUCUAAUGCAGGAUACGCGUUACACUUCCAUCAAACAGCUGUUGUCUCGGGCUUAGUACAGCAACCCUUUGAACACAAUGAUAUCACCGUAGAGUUUUACGUGAAACUCAGCAGUAUUGGUGUGAUUUUCAGUUACACAAAGUUCAAAACAUUGGUUUUCACUGCCACUUCAACUCAUUGCACUAUAUAUUUUGGAGACAGGAAAUUCGUUACUAAUAUUGCAAUACAGCUCAACCACUGGAAUCAAAUUGCAUUCGUGUUUAGGAAACUAACGUCAGUUUUACAACUUUACCAUUUCGACUACCAAGGACAACUUACAAGACAGGAUUUGGUUAUAGGUGAGGACAUUUUCCCACCCGGAGGAGUGUUAGCUAUAGGAGCUUGGCAGCCCUCUGUGGAUGGAUCUGGGCCACAACUCCGAGGUUACUUUACCGGGUAUGUAGAUGAAUUUAAGAUCUGGACAAUGGCUUAUCACCCUGCUGUAGUUAGCCAAGCUUGGUUGAGAAAGGUGGGUGUAAAUACAAAGAACUUGGCACGACUGUGGAAACUUGAUGAAGGUGAAGGUUUUAUUGCAAGAGAAGAUAUAACAGGAAGUGUACUGAGUUUAGAAACAUCUCCAUGGCGAAGUCCCACUUGGGCUUACUCACAAAUUAAACUUAAACCUGCAUUACCUGGGACAGCAAGUACAACUCUUCCUUUCAACCAAACAUUUGAAGAGAUAGCCAAGUCAUUUUGUACCGAGAUUAUUCUUGAAGGUCCUUUGAAAUCAUCAUGUAACCUUUUGGGACCAGCAGUAUCAACGUAUUACUUCAAGGCUUGCGUGAGUGUUGUUAUGACAACAGACGAUGUUGCAGCAUCCCUAGACAUAGUGAUCGCAUACUCCGAUUAUUGUCAAUCUAUCCUUGAGUUGUCCACGUGGCCCGCUCGACUAUUGUGUAAUAAAUACCCUGGGAAGGAGUUUCCGAUAUGGUACGGAAGUCAGUGUGAUAAAAGGUAAGUACUGACUGACCUACACAAUACAGUAAAACCGCUCUUAUAAGAACCUAGAUUUUCCAAGUUAAGCUCAACAGGUUCUUAUGUAAAUGGUGCUUACCAGGAAAUUAGGCUAAACAGGUUCUUAAAUAGGUGCUUAAGAAAAAGCGUCUCAUUUUAGGGAGGUAUGGUAUAUCAUUUAUAUAAAUUAUGCACAAAUGAUCUAAAAAAUGACAGCGCAUACACCACGGGCUUUAGGACAAAUUCAAUUUGACAACAAUAGUAUUUUAUCUAAAUAGCAGUUAAAAUAAAGUGUACAGCACCUGAACUGUUCAAUAUCUUGCUUCUAUAUCCAUAAAACAUUUACAUAUUUAUAUGCAAAUACUGUAUAUUUUCAAAAACCGCCAUAUUUAUUUACAUUAGAACCCAAGCUUUCGUGGUUCACACGAAAAAUUACGUCGGUGAUUUUCACUAAUAAUAAGAGGGUAGGAUUAAAGUGGGCGUUCUCACUCGCUAACCCAAUCAGCUGUCUGGGUACUGCACCACGUGACCUGUUCAAAUCGUUCCGAGCGGGAGGAAUCUUAUGACAUCAUAACGGCUUCGAUAAAAUAUUUUGGGGACUUAGAAGCAAGAUAUUGAACAGUUCAGGUGCCGUACACUUUAUUUUAACUGUUAUUUAGAUAGAAUACUAUUGUUGUCAAAUUGAAUUUGUCCUAAAGCCCGUGCAUACAUUAUACCAACCCUGUAUGCACUUUGUAACUUAUGACUUAAUUUUGACUGUAUUUGAUAAUAUAUAGGUUCUUAAAUUCUGGGUUCUUAUUUCCGAAAUGUAGCGUAUGUAUAUUAAAAUUAGAACUUCAGAGCUCACGCGAGCUGGUAACACAGUGGUAUAGUACUUGCGCCUUUAAUCUCUGUUACCGUUGUCUGUUGUCUGUUGUCUGUUGUCGGAUUGUAAUUUACCUUAAUGCUGUGCGAAGACUGCUAUCAUUUUCAGUCUACCAAAUACUGUGGACCAAUUAACAAGAGCCUAAGUUGUCUAUGGGCGAGUAGCAUUCAACCUUCGCAUACUUGCCCUGUGCCUCUUUUGUUUACUUUUUGCCAUUGUUGGCAAAAAUUUUCUUAUUAAAUAUCAUGUACAUGAAAAUACAAUUUUAAACAGACCUUGUCACAGUCAUGAUAUUGAGGGGAAAAUACAAACGAAGUUUUGAUAAUUAUAAGAGAACUGAACAAGACGUCAGAACUUAAGAGAUAUUUUAUAAAUUUUACGCAAAGUAAUUUUAAUGCCGCCAAAAUUGACAAAAUACAUGGCAAAAUGGAUGUGAGAAACAAUACUAUCACCUGAAAUCCAUGGAAAAAAUUUAACUUUUAAAUUUCGUCGAAAAACUCGAAAGCUAUAAGGAAAGAAUUUUUAGGCGGGAAAUGUCGAAGCACACAAAAAGCAUUUAAAAAAGAAGAAAAGCCUUAAAAGUAAUAACUAUUAUUACUUAUAAACAUAAAAUCACAUUUCAGACAAGAUAACAAUUGAAAGACCAAAGGCAGCGCAAAAAUUCGCGUAGAAUGUUCAUUGUUCUAAACCUGGUUCUAAAUGUCGAUUGUUGUAAAACUCGCCCUAUUCCUCUUAAUUAAGUUUGUCGCGCGGCGCAAGCGCCGCCAUAUUGAAAAGCAAUUGAUAGUAAUAUAUAAUAACUAGACUGUGUACAGACGUUACUCUCGACAAAGCGCGCGAGAGAACGUCUGUGAGUUGGAUGAAGAUUCCUUGUUCUGGUCACGUGGAUUUUCCUCAGAUUUGUGGAAAGGCCUCUGAUUGGACAGUGCUUUAUUUGAAUAAUAUAUGACAAAUGAAGAUAUUUCAUUGGUUAAUUGAUAAUUAGCAUGCGUUUAAAAUAACAACACAAUAAUUUUAAAUUCAGAGAUUUCCUCAAGAAUCAAGAUUUCCUUCGGGGUAUACAAAAGUUUGAAAGACUUGAAAUAUAAUCUGAAAAAUUAACGAUACACCAGAAAUAUAUUGCAUAUAUUUCUCGAUGAAGAGAUUUGUUUUGAAUGCGAACAAUGCUGAACGAUGAUCAUAGCCGGCAAGUUCGGUGUACAAGCUCAGUUCUUGGCGUACAUAUGGCGUAUAUUUGUUUACAAAGACUAAGUAUUAAAUAUAAACACAACUGGUUAUUCAAAAGGUGCAUUUUAAUUAAUGUAAUUAAAAUUCACUGCCCAAGUAAGACAAAGUUAAACACAUUAAUGAAAAUGCUUUAUUGCGGGGGAUCGGGACAUAUAAACAGAUUGUCAAUUUAUUAAAUUGUCAAUUAUAAAUUGUCAAUUUCCGUCCGAUAGUUUGUUGUAUUUUAUAUAUUUGUCAGCAUUGUUCGCCGAGUGUCCAAACACUAGAAUUUUAUCUUGAUUUUCUUAAACUUCGAUACAGCACAAAAUUAAACGCAACAGAUUAUAUUUCAAGUCUUUCAAACUUUUGUAUGCCCCGAAGGAAAUCUUGAUUCUUGAGGAAAUCUCUGAAUUUAAAAUUAUUGUGUUGUUAUUUUAAACGCAUGCUAAUUAUCAAUUAAUCAAUGAAAUAUCUUCAUUUGUCAUAUAUUAUUCAAAUAAGCACUGUCCAAUCAGAGGCCCUUCCACAAAUCUGGGGAAAAUCCACGUGACCAGAACAAGGAAUCUUCAUCCAACUCACAGACGUUCUCUCCCGCGCUUCGUCGAGAGUAACGUAUGUACACAGGCUAAUAAUAACAUGCUAUGUUAUGCUUGAUAUGUUAUUAUAUAUUACUAUCAAUUCCUUUUCAAUAUGGCUGCGCUUGCGGCGCACGACAAACUUAAGAGAGGAAUAGGGCGAGUUUUAACACCGAUCGACAUUUAGAACAUUCUACACCAAUUUUUGGGCUGCCUAUGGAAAGACCAGCAAAACAUAUGAUUAAGUACUAAUUUCUACAAGCAGCUGUAGUUUCAACUGUUUUGCUUGUAGCAGUUCCGUCUGUCUUCUUGUCACAUUUUGUGGCAAGUAGCAGCAAAUUUAUUAUCAAAACAAGGUUUAAAUUUUGCUCCCUAGUAUUAAACGUCUUCAGGCCAUAUUUUUGUAGGCUUUUUUGGUUCUUCGGGGAAAUAAUUUUUUGCAAAAUGCCCUUCGCAAAACAAAGGUUUUCUGGUAACUUUUUUCUCAAUUGUGGUCCGAACGUGAUAUUCCAUGGUCGAGUAGCCAAUCAGAAUGCCGUAUUUUGUAAUAGACCCUGGUCGAGUGUAUUAUAAUAGAAUUUGGUACUACUACUGCUGUUGUGAUCAUUAGUUUAAAAUUGUUAAGUCAAAUAUUCUUAUUUUAAAGGUGUCAUAACCGUGACUAUAAAGCAUCUGCUGUCACAUGUAUCUGUCGACGUGGUUACUGGGGCUCAGAGUGCCAGAACGUAUGUCGGGGCGGAACAUUGCACCCUUGUAAUGACCACGGGAUAUGCACCCCAACUACAGGAGAGUGCCUUUGCUAUGAUAACUGGAGUGGAUCACGUGAUUGUGGUGUAUGUACAAGGAAUUGGAAAGGAGUCGAUUGCUCAUUGGCUGUGGUUAGACAUAUCUCAUCAGUCCAUGUGCAUAUAUUUGCUGUUGUUGACAUCACAGCUCACUAUGUCACAUUUGAUGGUAUGGCUUUCCAUCUUGCUGUGGUUGGAGAUUAUUAUCUAUUCCGAACACGUCUGUAUAUAGCUGACUACGUCACAGUUCAAGUCCGUCAUGCACCUUGCGUAUCACAAAGUGUAUGUAUCGUAGCUGUUGCAAUUAAACUGUCGAGCACACAUCUUGUCAUUCAUGCACCAAAAACAAACCAAGAUCAACCUUUAAUUUGGAUUGACAAUAAGCAAGAAAACAUCACUCAGACUCGGUUUGGAACGGGCAAUGCUGAAUUAGUGAUAACCAUGGAUGCUCCUUCAAAAUACACCAUAAAACACAAGGAUGUAUUUUCUUUAGGAGUUCGUGUCGUUGGUACUGCUCUUUCAUUGAAUGUAGAUCUUAAUAAGUCUAACUGUAGUGCGCAUGGAAUCCUAGGUAACUGUGACGGUAACCCUGAGAAUGACUUGCCUCUUGGAAACGCAACUGUCCUUGGCAACCGAAGUAUUGCAAUUGGUAACGUAAGUCAAGGAGUGUUAAACAACGAUUUGGUAAAAUAUUACGAAGUUGAUAUUAAGGACAGUUUAUUUGUUGUUGUCGAUAGUUUAUACUUGAGAAGAAUUUUGUAUACUGGUGCAAGGUACGCUCUGCAUUUCAACCAAAAUGGAAUAAUUUCACAAGCGUUGUUUAAGACAUUCAAAACUGGUACAGACGUCACAAUAGAACUGCUUUUCAAACCAUUUUCCAAUGGAACUGUAUUGUCUUAUGCUUACUACAAAACGUUUGGAAUAAUAAUACAUAAUACCCUUCAGCUCGAAUUUGGCCGCGCCUGGUCCAAAGACACUGGAAUCUACAUCGAGGUGAACACUUGGUAUCACGUGUCAAUUACAUGGAAUCAAAAUCUUCAGUUCCUUGAAAUAUACGUAAUUACGAGAAAUGAGGUUAUUCAGCGAAGACAGUUUAACAUCCCGGAGAAUCCUUUCCGCCCUGGCGGCAUUCUAACGCUCGGAUAUUGGGAACCGUCAUCUGGUGAUACGGAAAUUCGUAUUCGCAAUGGCUUUACCGGAGUAAUCGACGAAUUACGAGUAUGGCAUCGAGUGUUCAACCCUGUAACUAUUCAACAAAACUGGAGAAUGAAUGUACUUCCAAAUACACCAUCUUUAUCUGGACUAUGGAAAUUUAACGAAGGUUCGGGAGAUACUGUUCACAACCUAGUUACCACCGAACAUUUGUACCUACCGUCGGAAGUAUGGUCCACGGCGAUAUGGAUUCUCUCUGAUGCAGAUAUUGCAUUGAACUUGAGUAAUGUUGACAAACCGUUCGAGAACAGUUUUGUAAAUCAAACAUUGAAUGAUUCGGCUGUAGAGUGGUGUAAUGCUCUAUUCUAUCGCGGACCUGUGGACAACUAUUGCAAAAAUCUUGGAGCAAUUGUGGAGUUUUAUUACUUGACUUGUGUUCAAACCGUUGCAAGGACCACCCAAUUGGCGUCAACGCUAUCUGUUGUAGUUCAGUUCUCUGACUAUUGUCAAACGUCUUUGUCGUUAUCCAACUGGCCAGCGCGAGAAUUGUGUAAUCACUUUGGAGAUACUAAGUUUCCUUACUGGAUUGGUGAGAGAUGUGACAUACCUUGCCUGUUUGGAAACAGAGAUCCUAAGAAUAUGACCAAAUGUCAGUGCUACCAUGGUUAUUGGGGAAUUGACUGCUCAGAAAUAUGUCCAGGUGGGUACACCAGUCCUUGUCAUGGGCAUGGCGUGUGUAACCCUAGUGAUGGCGUGUGCACUUGUGACGUCAAUUGGAGAGGUGAUGCCAUGUGUUCAGCAUGCAGUUCUGAUUGGUUUGGUGAGCUAUGUCAAUAUGCUGCCACAAAACAUCUCAUAUUUAAAACAUUCUCUAUCGCCUCUAUCAAAGGUCAAGGAUACUUCACAAAUUUUCUCGGAAUUUUGUUCUAUCUUCCAAUUUUCGAAGAAUUUUACCUAAUUCGGUCGACAUCGUCGCAAUUUGCCAUACAACUUCGUCAAACACCGUGUAUGCAUCGUAGCUUAUAUCGACCGCUAUGCACGACGGGUAUCUCUAUACGGUUCAGCGUUCACCUGACUGUCACGAUCAGAUCACGUGUGACUAACAUAAACAUUUAUUAUCCUCUCGUGUGGACCAAUGGGAAACCUAUUAUAGUUGACCAUGUGACCUACUUCAGUGCAAGUAUACGUAUGACAAGAAUUACACUGAACCGUUACGAAAUAACUGGACAAAAUGGACUGCUGUUUAUACUGACCGUGGGCCAAAGUCUUUCAAUUCGUCUUCGAAUACCAACAUCACUUUGUGAACAUUCUACUGGAAUCCUUGGUCCUUGUGAACAGCGCUUAUCUUACCAAAAUACGACUGAUAUUCAAGUUCUGAAGAAUGCAAUCACAAACGGAACAGUUGACCAAUCAGAGAGCUUAUUUGUCUACAAACAUGAAAAUUUUCACGAAAUCAGACAUGUCACUGGGGCAUGGUUUAAUCUGCGCAUGAACGAUAGUCAUAUUGUUUCAGACACCUUGUUGCUGGGUAACCAUGACGUUAUCACAAUCGAGAUAUUUGUGAAGACCAAGAGUUACGGUGGGACAUUACUAUCGUACGGUAAAGAAGAGUACUUAAGCCUUACAAACGAACAAGAUAUACGUGUGGUGUAUGGGUCGGUGGAGUUCAGAACAGGACUGAGACUUAGUCUGAAUAGUUGGUCACAAAUAACGUUGGUAUGGAUAAAAUCAUCAUUUGUGCUGCAAGUUUAUUAUCAUGAUUAUCUCACGUCGUUUGGAUUGCCUCUUCUAAGAACUUACCAGUUUAAUUCACAGAUAUUCGCUAGUGAAGGUAAGAAGCCAAUUAAACAAAUUUUCAUCUCUUUUCUCUCUAGAGUGCUAGAGUGAAACCCUAUUAAGCGGACACCUUUGGAACGUUAUUAACAUACCAGAACUUUAUCUUAAUUAAAAGGGGGGAUUGACUGUAUAUAAUUUUACUUUUUUCCUUCUUUCGUUUUGUUGAAAACGUUUAUGGCCGACAUUUUAAAAAUAGAUUGAACCAUCAACUACUGUGAUUUUUGCCCAAUAUUUUGCAUCUCCACUUUACUCGAAAUCAUUCUUUCUCCUUUGUUAAUUAAUCAAUUAUUCAUGAAAGGUCGUUACUUUAUAUUUUCCAGGUCGUCUUUACAUUGGUUCAUGGCGUGCAGCAGAAACAGCAACAGUGCAGGUCCCAAGGGGUGACUUUAAUUGCGACAUAGAUGAAAUUCGAGUCUGGAACAGACGAUCAAUUCCUGAUCUGAUCAAACGUCACUGGAAUAUCAACGCUUAUGCCUCACUACCUGGCUUACUGCAUCUCUGGAAACUUGACCAAGUGGAAGGAUCCAGUGCAGUAGACGGCAUCUCAGGAAAAAAGCUAUAUCUCCCACUCUUCAAUAAGCCUUUCUGGGAUUUCUCAGACCUUCCAAUUCCAAGAAACAGUUUGGAUAACAAAGCAGUGUUCCCGAACUCUACACUCCAAGUCCUUGCUGAAGAAUUUUGUCACUCUGUUAUACUAGCUGGCCCUCUUUACGAUAACUGCCUUGCUCUUGGAACAGCGGUUGCUGGGUUUUAUUACAAGGUGUGUUUACAGGAUGUUGCCUCGAUACAAACCGUUGCUAUAGCAAUAGAAGCAGUGAUUGCGUAUGCCGAUUAUUGCGAGGAUGCCCUGGAUCUAGAUUUCUGGCCUGCUCGUGAGUUAUGCGAUCUUUUCUCCACCGAGUACUUCCCGUAUUGGAUUGGACCUAAAUGUAAUACAUCUUGUAUAUUUGGAAGACCUGGCAUACAGAAUGGAUCCUUAGUGUGCGCCUGCGAACAUGGGUAUUGGGGAGAAGCGUGCGAUGGACUAUGCCCAGGAGGACUAUGGGAUAUUUGUAGCAAUCAUGGGACAUGUGAUCCCAUGAAUGGCACAUGUUCAUGUGAUCCAAGAUGGAGGGGUGACAUCAAGAACACAACUUCCGGUAACGUGACUUUGUCCCCAAUGCCCUGCUCGAUGUGUACCUCAGGAUGGCAAAAUCAGAACUGCUCAAUUGGUGUUGAAACUGAAUACUCGAACUCAAGCUUCCUGAGUGACACAGCCAUUUGUGUAGCGUUUGGCGACCCUCAUGUGACAACAUUUAGCCGAGCUAGUUAUAAUCUGGGUAUCACAGGGCCGUUUCAGGCAUUCAAAUCUCGAUCUAGUGUGAUGGACGUGUUGCAGGUACCGUGCGAAAACUCAGCAAGAUGUAGGAGAAUACGGGAGAUCGCGUUGUCAUCUCAAUCUUUCAAUAUUUCAGUGAGAAUGUCAGAUGUAGGAGUGGUUUUCACCAAUCUCAGCUCUAACAUGGUGUCUGAUACUACUUUAAGGUAACUAUACGUUUUUUACAAUAUUUUGUCUGUUAGCCAUAUGGCAUGCUCUACACUUAAUUAAUCUGAUGCAGUAGACGCAAUAUACGAAACGCGAUCCUAAAUUUGAGCAACUCCUGUGGCGAAAUCAAGCGUGUUAAUCCUGGAGGGAUGGCAGACGCAUCCCUCUCCCGCAUUAUGGACAUUCAUAUAAAGAAUUAUCAUAAAUGAUACCCAUUUGCCGGCCCCGUUCCCUCGCUUUCUGGAAUUACUGAGUAUUUUAUGAAAUACACAACAACGGUCAGUGGCGUAGCCAGCACGACCAUUCAGUCCCGCUAUGCAAAUAUUGCCAUGUUUAUAAACUAUCAACACAAUCAAUUUCUAAAGAAAUGAAUAAUGAGUUGAAAUUUGCAUGGCGGGACCAAAUCGUCGAGCUGAUUACGCCACUGACAACGGUAACUUAAUUCCUAUAAAUUCAACAACUAUAUUCAUAAAGCACAAUUUCAAGUUUGCAACGAAGUAUGAAUUAGUGAAUUUUGCAUUUCGGCAUUAGCUGUGGUAAAAUAUGUUUUUACUCUAAACAUAUACUUUUUGUGAUAUUAAUAUUGAUAUGGUUUGUUUACCUUUUUAAUCGUAUUCGUAUUUUUCUUUCUACAAGUUGUGUAUUUAGAUCAGUUUUGCAUAUUGUUUAGCAUAUUCAUAAGUUUAUUUUUCCCGCCUUUCGUUUUUUUGUUUACUCGUCCCAUUUUCCUGAGCACUUUUAAAUUCUGUGACUGAAAAGGGUCAAAAGGUUCUACCACCGUACCCAGGUCAAAUGGAUCCUAUUAGUCAAGGCAGUAGUCACUGUGCAAUUUUUCCAGCUUCUUGGGCCACAGUAAGCAUCUCAAUUUUUGUAUGGAAAAAUUUCAUGUUCAAAAUUUCGAAGCCGCCAUAGCGACGCGGUCAAGUGCUGCUGUCAAGUAAGAUACGAUUUUCUUGCAUUAUUACUGAUAUAAUAUCUAAAUAUAUACACAUAAAGGAAAACAUAUAUCUUGUCUUUCAGAUAGGCACAUAAAGUAAACAAAAAAAUAUGAUUUCAAGGUUUUUACAUAGGUAUUUUUCGACUUCGUAGUUGCGAAAGCAGUUUUGUUGUAAACAAAUUGAAUCUUAAAUUCUAUAAACGAUUGCAAAAAAGGUCAAAAAACUACCCGAUGAAAUCUUGCAUAAUGAAUUUUGCAUAAAAAAUUUAUAAUAAACAUAAUGUACAUCAUAACUCUAAAGUUUAAUACCAUUUGGCCGUUUGCUCGUUGAAAAAAAUCAAAAUGUUUGCCGUCUACGUAAGAACCGACGAAGUAGACACGCACGUCUAUAGUUUUGAAGUUGACAUAUUUCGGUUAUGAACGUUACAGAAACAUUUUUCGGCACUACAGCGAUAGCUAACGAUCUGUGUAGCACAAGAAAAACUGGUAUCUCGGACAUCGCGUCAAAAACUGCCUAGUUACAAUCCGUUUUAAUGAAGCUUGUUGAAAAUUUUAAUUUUUUUGUUUUCUUCGAGAACUCCUUGUUGUGCACGCUAGGCCCCAGGCCUAAAGCGCAUCACACAUGUUCAGCUGCCUCACUGGCGUUUCACCGCCCAUUCUUAUAGACGCCCUGAUUUUAUCAAGUAAUGCGAGCAACAAAAUCAUAUCAAGAAAUGAACAUGUUGGCCAAUAUUCAUAACUUGUACUUGACGUAAACAUUCAGAAGAUUAAAUGUGCAGAGGACAGUUAUUUAAUAAACUUUCUGUUUUCCAAGAUAUUCAACUUCGUGGCAAACUAUCAGUGAAGGAAGAUAUCGUUGGUUAGAUCGAAAUCGUUUGGAAAUCACAGACAAAGACGAAACUAAAUUGACAAUACUGGCAUACUUUAACACGUUGGCCGUGGCUGUUGAAACAUCAAGGAGACUGAACACCAGUGAGCGGGGAAUAUGCGGAUCAUCGGAUGGGGAUUGGGAACAAGAUAUCAUUGAAACAUUGAACAUGACGUCAUUAAAUGGGACUGCAAUCCAAUCAACGCUUGCCAAUUUAACACAGGCCAAGCAUGAUGAUUAUAUUAACAACGUGAUACGAGUGAGAGAUACCAGAAUGAUUACAGGAUAUGCGGUGGCAUACAGGACAGGUGGUGGAUAUAUGUUGAGUUUGGGGGUUAAUUACUUGUCUUUAAUCCUUGACUUUACUUACCCUGUGCUUUCUGAGGUCAGCAUUGAAAUCUGGGUAAAGUUAUCUGUAUAUGAAACAGCGAUGACUGUUGGAACAGUUCUAAAAGGAAAACGGGUUCUGUACAGUAUUGUCCACCAAGGAAGCAACUGCACUGUCUGGUAUAACAAUGAGAUAGUUAUUACGUGGGGGUCAUAUGAAAUAAAUACUGGAUUAGUAUUGAAACACGCUCACUGGACGCAUCUCUCUCUCACUUGGAGAAACAGCGAUGGGCGACUUGUUAUGAUGCUGGCAAAUAUUGACAGACAAAGAGAAAAAUCGAUACACUAUGGUGUCUGGGUCAAUCAUUUCUUUUAUAUUGAUAAAGGAAUUUUCUUCGGCCAUGACGAGAAGAACGAACUUUUGAACAUUGAGCUUACUCUGGAACUUGAUGAGCUUCGUGUGUGGCAGUUUGCCCGUAAAGAUGAGGACAUUGUUAAAAACAUGGCGGUCAAGAUACAUGGCUACAUUGACGGCUUGGUUAUGUUUUGUGGGUUUGAUGAAGGAUACGGCACUACAACGAAUGGGACACUGUACGCACUUAGUGACAACGCAACUACAUCUGGAUACUACCACCGUGGAAACAAAACCCAAGAUAAAAGAAUUGUAUACGAAGUUAAACCCCGGAGUGUGAAUCUACUGUGGAAACCAUCAGGCGCACCUUACCCGAAUUUGGGUGAUUAUGAAAUCAACUUUGAGUCAGAUGUUUUGCAGAACGACACCAAAACUGAAUGUUACAAAUUGUUUUAUACUGGAAAUCUGUAUAAAUACUGUGGCAAAAAGCUUGUCACACAAACAUUGUUUUAUUACGAAGCGUGUCUAAUGGAUGUCGCUCAUUCCGGGGACAUACAGCACACUAAGAUCUCUGUGAGCAUGUUUGCAUUUUACUGCCAGAAAGUAUUGGCCGUCCAAUCUUGUAGCUUACAUGGUUUCUACGAUGGUUUUCCGGAGUGUGAAGAAAAGCCAGGUUGUGGGCAUAUGAAUAAUAGACGGCAACGAAGGAAAGGAUCAAUGCACAACCAGAGACGGCGACGAAAGAAAGGACCAAAGGACUGCAAACCCAAACCACCAAGGGUCAGGCAGAGACAGCGACGACCCAAACCACCAAGGGUCAGGCAGAGACAGCGACGACCCAAACCACCAAGGGUCAGGCAGAGACAGCGACGACCCAAACCGCCAAUGGUCAGGCGGAGACAGCGACGACCCAAACCGCCAAUGGUCAGGCGGAGACAGCGACGACCCAAACCGCCAAUGGUCAGGCAGAGACAGCGACGACCCAAACCGCCAAUAGUCAGGCGGAGACAGCGACGACCCAAACCGCCAAUGGUCAGGCAGAGACAGCGACGACCAAAACCGCCAAUGGUCAGGCAGAGACAGCGACGACCCAAACCGCCAAUAGUCAGGCGGAGACAGCGACGACCCAAACCGCCAAUGGUCAGGCAGAGACAGCGACGACCCAGACCGCCAAUGGUCAGGCAGAGACAGCGACGACCCAAACCGCCAAAGGUCAGGCAGAGACAGCGACGACCCAAACCGCCAAAGGUCAGGCAGAGACAGCGACGACCCAAUCCGCCAAAGGUCAGACACAGUCAGCGACGAAGGAAAUUGUGGUGAAAAGAUAAAGAAAGUUCGUUUUCAAAUUGCGUUGGAGAAGAUGUUUUUCAACAUUUUUCGAAAAAUCGUAGUCGUAGAGUAUUGUAUAUAACGGUGCAAACUUUAUACCCUAAUGCUCACAAGACUAUGUUUGUGUAGUUUAAUUCAAUUUACUAGAUUGCCUCAAAAUAUAAUCCUCAAAAGGCAAAGUAAUUGACAUUUAUUAAUUUUAAUAAUAAUCAUAAAUUCAUAUUUUCAAUUGACAUAAUAUUACACAGUAAUAAAGCACCAUGCAGUAGUAGCGUAAUAUUAGUAAUUGUAAUUUCUAGUUUACUAACAUAGUUGUUAAGCCUGGUUUCCGUAUGAUCGUAACGGUCGUAAAAAUUGAGUUACGACCUUUCUCAUCAGUCGAAAUACAACAUUUUAGAACUGAAAAUACGUGGAGUGAUUAUAACUAGAGAAUACUUAUAUGCUUUAUAUGUGGUUUACAGGUAUAAACUAUUAUAAACAGGCCGUUGCGAAAGAUCGUGACUCUAUUUUUACGACCAUAUGGAAAAAAGGCUUUAAAGUUUAAGUUUGAAUCCAUUUUGAAAAUAUAACUCUUGCACAAAUAAUUUGUCUAUAUGCUGAAUAUUACAAAAUGAAAACAUAAAGAGGGGCGACCCACUUUCAUUUUUGCUCUUGUGAUUGAAGCGUUCUUUUAAAUUGCAAUUAAAACGCAGUCGUACACUGACCAAAAAUGUUUUAUUUAUUAUCAUAUUCAUUUUUGAAGUCAUGCGCGAUUCGAGCAAUUUCAUUGGCUAAAAAUACUGCGAUUACAGCCCUUAUAUAGUUA
This is a messenger RNA of Paramuricea clavata, 52674 nucleotides long. The record is from the annotation of a GenBank genome assembly. Lineage: Eukaryota; Metazoa; Cnidaria; Anthozoa; Malacalcyonacea; Plexauridae.